GCCCCUUGUCAGCAGGCAUUUUCACAUGCUAGUGAGCCCUGGAUUUGGGCUAGGAGAGGAGUUUGGGAGAGAGAAUUUCGUUAAAUUGCAGCAAAUCUAGUGUUUUGCACACUGACUUCUGGUUAUGAGUCCAAAGCAGGUGGCCACCCUACUUACGCCCUCCAGAUGUUGCUGGACUCCCAACUCCCUUUAGCCCCAGCAAAUGUAGCCAGUGGUCAGGGAUAAUGGGAGACGGAAGUCCCAACAACAUUUAGAGGGCCACUUGUUGCACAUCCCUGUAUUAGCAGUCGGCUGUUGAAAGCUGGGGCUCUGAAAAGGGACAUUCCAGUGCAAGCGCGGCAGUUUCCUACCCAGAAAGCAAGAGGCACGUGCUUCGAGGUGGGGAGAGAGCGCUCGUGUUUAGCAGGCGAUGGUGCUCCUAGUGCCGCAUCCUCGGGGGCUGAAGCUCAUUAUUUGGGGUGGGUGGAACAGGUGAAGGGCAAGGGAGGGGGAGAAGCGUGCCAAAACGAUCGCAAGGUGGAGCAGGUGGCUCAAGGUGCUCCGAUCACCCCUCCUCUGCCAACGAGGCAUCGUAGCGCAAGCAGCUCGGAGCAGCUUCCCCGCAAGGACCGGCUGGGCAUCAUGGACUCCGUCGUGGCCUACGAAGGGACGAGAGAGGGCUACCGGUGCGGCUACUGUCACUCUGCCGGGGGGAAAGCAAGCCACGGUAAGAGCUGGGGGGUGGAAUAACAACUUCAGGAAGGCCCUAACUAAGGCGGGGGGGGCGGGGCGGGGAAGGUAGGCGCCGAUGUGCCUGCAGAGGAAAUCCCCGACUACGUAGCAACGGCUGCCAGCAGCACACCUGUCGCGGGUGCAUUUUUCUCUCCGCCGCUGUUACUUAACGCCCUUCCCUCAGCAAAGAUGGCGGAACUGGCACGCCCUGUCCGUCGCUUUUAUGGAGCCCGGCGCCGGUCGCCCUGCUCUCCGCCUGGGAAUACAGUAAAUGGCGGCGUUCGUGUUGAGACUUUUCCUGUCCUCGCUGCUGCCGGCCGCCUUCCUCGCGAGAACCAGGGAGUGCCGCGCAGCCCUUGCAUUUGCUCCCCCCCCCCCCCCCUGUUAGCAGCCUCCCAGCCGAGGAGCAGCAGUAGCACAAGUGAAAACUCGAGAUAAGGCAAGGGCUCCUUCGUCCUUCCAGCUUUGAAACAAACCUUCAAGGCUCUUGGCUCCAAAAAAAGUUGGUUUUUUUGGACAGAGCUUCGGAGCUUUUGAAUGGGGAAACGUAGUUGGGCGAGGAGGAAAUUAAGAGAAAUGAAGCCCGCGAAAAGGAGGCGUUUAGAGCUCUAGUCUAGCCUAAUACCCGUUUGCUCAGAAGUAAGGCUCUUGCAAAUGGGUAAACCCCACUGAGCACACCGUUUAGUCCCGCACAAACAGUGGGAUUUACACCAAAAUAAACUUGUGCGAAAGUGAAGCUCGGCUGAGCUCAGUGCGACUUGCUGCUGAUGAACCUGCAUAGUUGUUUUGUCGUCUAUGAGUUUCGUGCGACGUUUUAAAAUGUCAGAAAGCCGUAAAAAAUUGGAAACCUGAGCACUCUAGUCCUCCCUCCUCAGUAUGGCGGCAGUCUCUGCUUAAAAGCGAGUCCCGCUGAGUGGGUAGAGAGGGCUGCAGCUUCAGUAAUGUUUAUCCCACUGACAUAAUUUAAAGGAGUAGUUUGCUCAUUAAUCAGAUUGUAUGAGGAUAGGGAAAAAUUGGCUAGGCAGUUAGACAAAACGGAAGGGAAGGGUAUACUUGGCCCCGGAGCUCUGGAGCAGAUGUUGUAAUUAUUUUAAUAGUUUAUAUGUUACUUCCCCAAUGCCUGGAGUGACUUCAAGUGGAAAUAAAGCUGUCGUCCUAUGUUUCUUUACCUGGGGAAUCUCAUUCUACACAGUGGGAUUGAUGCCCAAAUAAACAAGCACAGUGUGCAAGAUGUAUGCACGAUACCUACACAACUGUCAGAACUGAGAAUUCACUGGCUGCAUUAGCGACACAGUAUCGAGCUAUUUCUGAGGAAAUUUACAAUGCCUUCCAAAGGCUGCAUAGCAGGCAGCAAAGUGAACAAAACAGGUGAAUGAUUCUCCCAUCAUUUCAUCUCCAUCUGUUGAAUUUCUGUUUGCCACGAUGGUUUUAAAGAAGAAGAAAAACCCAAAACCGUGCCAGAAAAAGAAACGAUAUCUAUGUCUAAAGGGUUUUUUUUAAGGCAGAGGAUACGAUAAACUUAAACCCGCUGCAACUAAUAAGAAACCUGUCCCUUUAAGACGCAGUAUUUACCUUUGAUGCCUCUUUUUUUUUUGGCCCCGCACAUGGAAGAUGCGAAGCUGUGCGAUGGGCUCCCGGAAGUCGCGACAGAAAGCGAGGGAGACUGGAGCCCUCUCCCUGCUCCACCCAAACUUUUGCCCUUUGCUAAGAUGGCGGCCGCCGGCGCUGCUGCCGCUGCUUCCCGGGGCCCCUGAAGGGUUUGUGGCACCCUAAGCCGGCCGGCAAAGAUGGCGGCGGCGGGGGGGAGUAGUUCCCCAAGUAUCGUGGAGUACCUGGGCGGAGACGACGGCUACCGCUGCGGCUACUGCAAGAGCGACACCGGCAACCUCUCCCACGGUUAGGGUCCCGAGGGCGGGGAGAAGCAGCAGAGGAAGGGAGGGCGCUGCGCGCGUGUCUCCCUUUCCUUAAAACUACCUUUUAAAGUAAUAAGAGCAGAGCGCCAGAUGCAUGGAAAGUGCGCAUGGGCUGAGCUGGGCCUUGGCUCUGGGGGGUCCGAAAUGAUUCACUUUCCUUGCAGACCCUUGGAAGUCUAGGCGGGUUGGUGUUCACCUAAGUUCCUGCCACCUCCUAGCUAUGGUGAAGAAGCGAGGCGGGGUGGGGGGCUUAAUGAAACCCACAAGCCCACUUUCUGGGUACCCCACUUCCUUCUAGGGCAGUAGCUGAGGGGCUGUCACAAGGAGAUAAGGUAAGGGGGUGGGUUACCCCUUUCAGGCCUCGCUUGAAAAGCCAGGGACUGCUGUGCAAUCUGGAGGAUUGCAGCAGGGAUUGGGAAGGGACACACACACACACACACACACACCUACACCUGCAUCCAAAAUCCAAACGUGUUAAUGGUAUAAAGCAGUGGUUCCCAACCUUUUUUCUUUUUCUGCUAUGCCCCACCUAAGCAUCUCUAAAAUCCUGAUUCUGCCCCCCUCCCCGACAUAUAAUUCUUAUUAUAAAAAAAGUGAACUCUUCAUGUGGAGGAAGCCUAAAAGGCUUGGUCUAAUGCAUUCUCAAAUUGCCCCCCUUAAAAAUCAAAUUGCCCCCCACGUAGGGAAUGUGCCCCACGUAGGGAACCACGGGUGUAAACUUUCAUGAACUCAGCCUUCUUCAUAAAAAUGGUUGGUAGUUAGUUACUGUCCUCUCUCUGGAUCCUUUAUUUGCUACCCACUCCCUUCCCUGUUUUGUGUUUUGUUUUGGCUCUCAGAACUAGGAAGAACCACGGGGACAGUACAAAAGGCCUGGCAAUGUGACUGCUGAGAGGGUUAAAGCAGAGAAGGCAGGCUUCACUAAUGUGGAGAGUGGCUAGCUUGGACUGCCUCUUAGCAGCUGCUAAGCAGUGCAGGGGUUUCUUUUGAGCUCACAGUCCUCCUCUACACAAAAUAUUUGUUCUCCAAGCUCUUUUCAUUUUGGCUGCCUAAUUGGGAAGGGGAAGUCAUGUUGUUGUUGUUAAAAGAAUAGGGUGUCACAAAUCCCUGUUGAUCUACAGCUACUCGCCCAGAGAUAGUAAUAGGCUCUCUGCUGUGUUAAAGAGCAAUAUUGUGGGUGUGAGCAGGAACUAAUGAAAAACUGACAGUAGAGGAGGAGGUUCAAUAUUUUUGAGGAAAGAAAUGGGUUUUGUUGCAAAGAGGCAAAGGGUGGGACAGUAAGGAACAAUGGGACAGAAUAAAUGGUGGGCGAAUAAACACAGAGCUAGAUUUGGCAGAGUUACUGAAUGCCUGUGAGACAGAAGGAGCAGAUAGAGGUGAAUGUGACAUGUCAAAGCAGGACAAGGAGAACCUGUUGCUAAUGCAGAUAGGACCAUUUCUCUUAAGCAUUGACUUGGGGAGAGUAAUGGUGGGAAAAGCUAAUGGAGCGUAGUAAAUUAGAUUGGUCAGUGGGAUUGGGGUAGAGACUAAAUAUAGGGUGUUGAAGUGUUGGGUGGAUGUAGCAAAACUAGUGAGGAAUGUGGAUUUUAAGGUUCAUCACAAAGUUUUAAUUUUGUUUUUAAAAAAUUUCAGCAGUGUUUUUUUUUAAUAAGGUUUUGUGUUGCAAAGAAAUACAGGAAGCAGUAGCUUUCCACAGGAACUGGCUUUGUUCCCAUUAUUUGAAGUGAAGUUUUUAUUUCCCCCCCCUCCCUCAUGUCUUGUUUGAUGUGUGUUUCAGGCAUGUGGGCUCAUUCACUGACUGUCCAAGAUUACCAAGAUCUUAUCGACAGAGGUUGGCGAAGGUAAGAAAUGCCAUCUGAGCACUGUUGGUGUAACUGAAUCCAGUGUUUCAAUAUUAAAGAGCAUAUUGUGGAAUUCAAACUGCUGCCUUUUAUUGUAAAAAUAUAUAAGAUCAUAAACUUCACAUUGUACCAUGAGGAAACUGAAAGGGAAAGUGUUUUCAAGUCAUGCUAGCAAAGUGCUGCCCUGCUUGUGCUUCUUCAGUCUUAGCUUCUCACUCCUCCUCACAGAAAAUAUAUGGCAGUGUCUAUUUCUACAGUGGUGCCUCGCAAGACGAAAUUAAUCCGUUCCGCGAGAGUCUUCGUCUAGCGGUUUUUUCGUCUUGCGAAGCAACCCUAUUAGCGGCUUAACGGAUUAGCGCUAUUAGUGGUUUAGCGGCUAUUAAAGGCUUAAAGGCUUAGCGGAUUAGCUGCUAAAAGGCUAUUAAAGGCUAUUAAAGGCUUAGCGGAUUAGAUAAAGGGGGGGGAAGCGGAAAAAAAAUCUCAAGACUCGCAAGACAUUUUCGUCUUGCGAAGCAAGCCCAUAGGGAAAUUCGUCCUGCGAAGCAACUCAAAAACGGAAAACCCUUUCGUCUAGCGGGUUUUCCGUCUUGCGAGGCAUUCGUCUUGCGGGGCACCACUGUAUUGGGGAAAGAGUGUAGACUUAUCCCUAGUUAACCUGGUUUGGAGGACCUACUUAACUUUUGUGCCUAUGUGGCCUUCAGCUCAGGUAUAGUAUUCUUCCAGAUAUUGCUACACUCAAACCCCCACCAUCCUUGGUCAUUGGCCAUGUUGGCUGGGAGUUAGACUACAUCCUCGAGCAUCUAGAGGUCAGCAGGUUUUAGUGGUAAUGAAGGAAGAAGUGGGGCAUUUGCUAUGGAGAGAGACUUGAGAAGGCAAGGAGACAGUGCAUAAUUCUGCAGCCCCUUUACGGUCUCUUUCAUCAUAAGCAUAAACUUCAGUUUGGCCCUUCAAGAGCUCCCAUGCCAUGAGUGAGUUAAUUUCAUUUCCUGCUCUUUUUCUGUUUUGUUGCAAUACCUAUACCAACUGUAACUUGUAUACUAUCAGAAAAGUUCUCCAUUUGUGAAUAGGGGACAACUUGACUUCCUUCUAAGAGAAGUCUUUUAUUAGGACCAGUAGCCCAUUUGAAGUGCUCCAUUUAAAACUAAGCGUCACCUAAAGUGAUCAUUAUUCUGGUAGAUCUUGGUGCAAGAAAUUGACUAGCAAUACCUUCUUGAAAAGAGGGGCUCUAGACUUGAGUGGACCUUUUCAGAAGAGCUGGGGCCCGUGUUCCAUCUGGCCUAUGUGGAGACUCCCACCUUUAGUAGAUAUAUGUCUAGUACUUCUCAGCAGAAGACUUCCAGGCGUGGGUCCAGUCUUCUGAGUCCCAGAAGGCCAGCAGUCAUAGUGCAAUAACUCCAGAAUGCCGCUGCAUUGCACAUCGCCAAGAGACGAGCUAAUUGCUUUGGAUGGUUAUGAUCAUGUGCCUCGGAGAGCAUUUGGAAAGUGGGGUAUACAUUUCUUAAAUAAAUAUGUAACGACAGUUUAAAUACAGUGGUCUCAGACUGGUUUGCGCAUAAUGCCAAACCCUGGUUUAGUGCAUUGUUCUUUAACAAGACUACAAUUCCCAUAAUCCCUGACCAUUGACCAUGCUGGGUGGGACUCGUGAGCAUAGAUUAGCAUUAUGCGUGACCCAGGAAUCAUAGUUUAAACAAAUAAGUUAUUUAAACCUUAUAAUUAAGUUAUUUAAACCUUAUAAUUCAUGGCUAUUCUAAGAACUAAACAUACAUUUAGAUAGUUAUUUUUUUAAACUUAUAGGAGUGGGAAAUACAUUUACAAGCCUAUUAUGAAUCGUACGUGUUGUCCUCAAUAUACAAUAAGGUAAGGCAAUACUUCUUUAUAUUUUCUUGAAUGUCGACAUAUAGACAGAUUCGGAUAUCUGCUUAAUAUCAAUAUUAAUGGGAAAUGGUGACUCGUGAUGUCAUUCAGCUAUGAAGCAGGUUGCUGUGAGGGUAAACAGUUUAUUAUGAGCAAGCAGGUUGGAACCCUGUGCAUAAAAUGCUUUUAGUUGUACUUGUACUGUUGUAAAGAACCUUGCUGAAAUAUCAGAGUAAUUUGUACAUUGCAAGACUUUGAAACUGUGUGUUCUGCUGGGCUUUAAUUCCAUGUAAAAAUAUCAGAGUAAUUUGUACAUUGCAAGACUUUGAAACUGUGUGUUCUGCUGGGCUUUAAUUCCAUGUAACUUCUCAGCCCAUUUUAGCGAAUGCGGGUGAUUAAAUGUUAAUGUUGUCAUAAUUCCAAACAUCCACAGAAAUAUCAAAAGAGCAUUACUAGCCGCUAAUUAAUGUGGUAUCGUUAACAAAGCCUAAACUGUUCCAUGGAACCUAGACUACAUGACUAAUUGAUAACAUACAUAUCAAAUUUUUGUUUAAUAUACUAUACUAUUUGGCGGAUACCUUGACUAUAUUCCCUUUUUCUUUUUUUAGAUGCCGGGCCUUACAUUUCCAGCCUUCCAAAUCACAUAAGAAGGUUCUAAAGAAGAUGUUGAAAUUCUUAAUGAAGGGGGAAAUUCCUGUAGUAGACAGUGAAGGUAAUAAGCGGUCUUUUAAACAUUACUUACUGUUGUGGUUUUGUGCAGUUGAAAUUGUUGUGCAAUUAAAUUUCUUUUUUACUUAGAUCAAUAGGUCAAUGGCGUGUAAAUUAUAUAGAACUGUAGCUGUCUUUUAAAUUUUAAUUACCGGUAUUACUGUUAUAUAGUCUUUUUUAUCAGCUGUCCUUUCUCUUUUGCUCAUGGUUUGUCCUAAUUUUUUUCCUAUUUACAGUGGAGCCUAUGGAUUCUCACACCAAAGAUACUGAUGGCUGCAGUUUUUUCUUAAAAGACGAACCAGGCAGCUGUCAGGCUGAACUAAAACCGCUCAGUCCUGAUCAUUUGGAGAAGGUGGAGAGUGGGGAAGGAGAAAUAACUGUGAAGAAAGCAGACUCAGAGCAUAUUGAAUUGUCUCAUGAGAAAGUUAAUGCCAAUUAUGGGGAGCCGUUGGAGUCAGCUAAAGUUAGUCCCGCAGUUCCCAAACCAGGUAACUAAUCUUUAAUAUAAGAAGAUGGCAAGAUAGCUUUGCACCUUCUUUUUUUCUCUUCCCUGUUUGUCCUGUGCGAUUUCCAGAAAUUGCAGAUGGUUCAGAGUUCAGCGGCCAGGUUGCUCACUGGAUCAAGACAGCCUGAGUAUAUAACACCAAUCCUGUGCUGACUGCACUGGCUUAACAGUUAGUUUCUGGGCCCAAUUCAAAGUCCUACUUUUGACCUAUAAAGCUUUAUGUGGCUCAGGACCCCAGUACUUCAAGGGCUGCCUCUCCCCAUAUGAGCAGACUAGGACACUUCAAUCAUCAUCUCAGGCCCUUCUUCAUGUGCCCACAGGAAGUCUGGAGGCUGGUGACAUGAGAACAGGACUUUUUUGUUGUGGCUCCCUGCUUGUGGAAGGCUCUCUCUAGGGUGGCUCACUGUCUUCAGGAGCCCAUCAAAAUCAUUUUUCUCCACAACCAGGAAUUAAUUAAUUUAUCAGUAGCCUCUUUUAGUGGGUGGGGUGUUUUAAUCCUGCAUUUUAAAAAUAUGAAUGUGUUCUAGAUUUUUCCGUUUUGUUUCGUGCUGGUUCUAAUGCACAUGCAGAAACCACCUUCUUGACUGUUGGCCCCGCUUUGAGUUACUUUUGCAAAAAAACAGGGGGAUGGGACUAAUGAGUGGCUUACAAAUAUAGUAUUAUAACUUUAUACACAAGUAGGAAAUUCUUUGUGCUGCUUAACCUUACAAGUGAUGAGUACAAGUGUUAUGGGCAAGGCAGACAUAUACAGUGGUACCUUGGUUCUCAAACUUAAUCUGUUCCGGAAGUCCAUUCCAAAACCAAAGUGUUCCAAUACCAAGGCAUGCUUUCCCAUAGAAAGUAAUGCAAAACGGAUUAAUCCGUUCCAGACUUUUAAAAACAACCCCUAAAACAGCAGUUUAACAUGAAUUUUACUAAUGAGACCAUUGAUCCAUAAAAUGAAAGCAAUAAUCAAUGUACUGUACUAUAAAAUAAAUAAGACACUAUUGUAGGUGAUAAAAAUAAAAAUUAUUAUUUUUUCGUUACCUGCACUCAUGAUAGUCAUUGUUUGAAUGGGGCACUUUUAUCUAUUUCCGCAGUCACGCAAUCAAUCAAUCAAUCAAUCAGUAGCUGAACUGGGUUCCACACAGUCACAAAAACAAAUUAACCAAAAAAGCCUCAAAAACACAAAAUAAAUAGCAAAAACAAAAGCGCCAAACUUAAUCCGUUCUGGAAGUCCUUUUGACUUCCAAAAUGUUUGAAAACCAAGCCGCAGCUUCUGAUUGGUGCAGACGCCCUGGAAACAAUAGCUGAUAGCCAAAUCGGCCGUACGGCUUCCAAAAAAUGUUUGAAAACUGGAACACUUACUUUUGGAAUUUAUGAACCAAGGCUUUUGAGUACCAAGGCGUUUAAGAACCAAGGUACCACUGUACUAAAAAACAAGCAGUACAUACAUUUUGAGUAGACAGUAGUUGGAACAGAUAAGCAAGGAAGAGGGAGGGAGGGAGGAGAGAAGGCCAUUGCUAUGCCAUAUGAGUUACUUAGGCAGAAUAGCUGUUGUUUAGGAAUGUUUAAAGUGUAAAUAGUGCUGUGCCUUUUACCCAGCUGGCCACUUUCCUCUCUGGCAAAGGGGACGUCAUGUGGCAUUGCAUUCUGGUGCUAAAUAAAUGCCUGUUAAUUGAUCUGACUGGUGUUUGGUGUUGAUUGGAGCAUCCAGGCAAACCCACAGGGAUACUGGGGAUCACCCUGGUAUUUUCCCCAAUGCAAGCACAAUAAUAAAAUGUAGCUGGAGUGUCAGAAGAGGAUUACAUUUUUGCUUAUGGUAUUCAUUGCCUUUCUUCCAGUCAUCAUAAAAGUAUACAGCUGAACGAAUGUAGCUGUUCUACAGCACACACUUUCCCCAUUGAGUAUGUACACAUUGCCUUUCUAGGGAAAGGAGCUGACUUGAGUAAGCCACCCUGCCGUAAAGCAAAGGAACUAAGGAAGGAACAUAAAUUGCAGAAGACCCUUCAGAACCAGACACAAAACCCUUCGCUGCAAACUGAGGCUCAGGUUUUGCUUGGCCAGCGCUCGAAAGCUAAAACCAAUCAGCCCAAAUCAAUUGAAGACUUCAUUUUUGCCUCCUUACCUACUGAACCUGUGCACCAGUUAGAGGUACUGAGAUACUUACUUUGACUGACGUGAUACAUAGAGCCAUCAUGUCAUUCUUGUACUGCUGCUUAUGUUGAAGGUAUUUGAUUAGUCAGAUGUGAAAAAUGUUCUACUUUUAAUUGUAAAAAUUCGUUGCAUUAUAACAUGCCUUGGUGUCAAUUACUGGCAUUUGAAAAGUCCUGUGAUGUUUUCAGUUUAGCCUUAUAAGACAUUGUUGUGUGUAUGUUAGUGUGUGCAAAACUUAAGUGGAUGUGUUCUUUGCAGAAACACAAGAGGGUGCUGUGGUUCCACUUGAAUGAAUAGCGCAGUACAUUUCCAGAACAAAAAUCACAUUAGUGGAACUGUAAUUACGGUAGAUAUUAAUGUUAUAUAAAAUUAGUCCCCUAAUUUGAAGUAAAAAUUAGAAAUGACAAAUAGCUAGAUUUUUACAUUACUGAAGAAGAUGCUGUUUCACAAAAUAUUUUUAUCAGUUUCCAGUACCAGACUCCUGGUUAUAAUUUGUGCAUUUCUGGAAAUUUUCAGGACCUAUUUUCCUCCAGAUAUGCAUAUGAUGGCAUAUGAGUCUAUUACCUAUUCACCCCGUGAGAAGAAUUUCUUAACCAGUUUUGGGCAGUGUGCUGAAACUUACAUACAAGGUAGCUAGCAAAGAAUUACUUUAUCCUCUUGGCCACUUCCCUGGGCACCAAACAGCUCCUGGGAGAGCAGUGCUUGGUCCCUAGGAAACUAGGUCUUGCUCCUGUGAACCAGUCUUUCCAAGCAGCCCCUUUAUCUCCUUCAAAAUUGGUGGAGGAGGGAGAGAGGAUGCCUGUCACCACUGUUCAGCACAAUUUUCUGUCUCGGGGGUUGAGGCUGUAAAACUCUAGAUCAGUGGCGCUCAUCCUGUAGGCCACAGAGUUCUCACUGGCUACUGGAUAUUAAGAGCCACUUCCCAAAGCCUGGCAAGUAAGGGAAAGGGGGUCCCACCUGCUGUUGCUGGUUACAGCCCUUCCCCACAGCAAGGAGCCUCAUGCAGGUAGAAAGUAGUCAAGCAACAGAAGGAGGUGAUGGUGCAUGGUGGCAGGGCUUUUUUCAGCUGGGAACCUUUGCUCUAGAUCAGACAUCCCCAAACUUGGCCCUCCAGAUGUUUUGGGACUACAACUCCCAUCAUCCCUGGGUAACAGGACCAGUGGUCAGGGAUGAUGGGAAUUGUAGUCCCAAAACAUCUGGAGAGUCGAGUUUGGGGGUGCCUGCUCUAGAUGGUCGAAAGCACACCCUGGCUGAUUAUAGUUCUUUCCCUUGUGGGCACUUAAAUUGCCUCAUCCCUGAUUCUGUCCCUGAUCUUACACUUUCCCAUCUUGUAACUUUCCCUUUGUCACCCUCCUGUCAAAAACCAUUUGCAUGUCAUGUGCUUGCCUCCUGUGUUUUGACCCACCCUUGCUUCUGUUUUAGCUUGUCUCUGACCCUGGAAGGACAUUUGACUUUGGCUCCUUGAUUACUGCCUAGCAUUAACAUGACCUCUGACUCCACUUGCUCUGUUCAUUUGCGAUUGCCACGCCAGGUCAGAUUCUGUUCAGUGUAGCACCUAGCCAUGACAGGGUAUUUGCUUGGUCUCUUGCAAGACAUGACUCAUAGCCAAGGUGUAAGGGAAAUAGUUUUUUCUUAAUGAGAAUUGGAUCAAAAAUUUGAUACAUUAGCCUUAGCAGAAAAAAUAGUGAACUUGAGGCAUACGUUGGCCCAGGUCAUGUAUCACAUUAAACUAUGGCUUAAAACAAACUAUGGUUUGAUGUGAGUGAGCAACUUGCUGGUGCAUGUUGCUGAAAAGUUUCUACAGUGCUUCUUCCCCAUUCUUGCCAUACCACAGGUAAAACAAGUCAGGGUCUAGUUUGUCAUGUUGUCCAAAUGCAAUCUAUGAUUUGUUUCCCUCCAAACUAUGAGUGGCAACCAGUACUUAUUCUUGGCUUACUUCUCAUGCCUCGUUCUGGCAUGUAUGUUAAUUUUUUUCUUAGGAAAAAUGGGUAUAGUUCCACUAAUAGCACAUUUUAAAGCAUACAUUUAUUUGUGCUAAAUCUGUUUUCCAUUUGAUAAUGCUGAUAUUCUGGGGUACUGUGGCAUAUGGCAUAUAGUGAAAGAGGAGGCUGAGACAGUAAUCCUAAACACCCUUACUAAGAACUAAGUCCCAUUGAACUCCUUGAGACUUCUGAGUUAAACAUGCUUAGGAUUGAACUGCUAGUAUAGUAUGUGUUAACAUGAAGUUGUUCUAAUAGGAUUUAAGGGAGAUUUUAAUUAUUCAGUUGUGUUAAAAGAAAUCUCAUCAGUGUUCUUGUCCUAGCAUCUCAAAAUAGUGCAAAGGUGAUGGUAGAUAGCCAACAGCAUAGGAAAAUUGCAGGAAGAAAAAUGAUCUCAUGCAAUUUAAGGGUGGAUGUGAACUUGAGUAGCAACUUGUUUUUGUUCUUACAACAUGUAUAGAAUAUAUGUAUUUACGUUUGAAUAAUCCUUAUUAUACAACUGCAUGAUUUACUCAAAAUUGAUUUUGUAUUAGACUUUGUAAACUAUUGAGUAAAGUGCACGGUGUUUACAGAACAAUGACUGGAAACUAAACUUAAAUGGUUACAUGGAAAAUAAUCUUUUCAUUUCUAAAAAAAAAAAAAAAGGCGUAGUGGAGCAGAAAGUAACAUUGGCCUCAGGGGGAAAUGGUUGUUUAAAAGUAUUGUUGAUUUCAUUGUGUAAAUGUUGAUUUAACUAUAGUUAGUUUCUAACUGUUUGUAUUCUUCCCAGCUUUUGAAUGGCUAUUAUUCCAAUAAUGAAUAUCUUUCUUUGGAAGGUGAGGCUGGUGCAAUCAUCUCCACCAAGUUCCCUGUUCAAAGCCACCUUUCAGGAGUCUUACCAGGUCUAUAAACGUUACCAGAUGGUUAUUCACAAGGACCCACCUGAUAAACCAACCGCCAGCCAGGUCAGACACAAGCAUGUUGCUUUGGUCUAUUCUGAGACAUUUGGAAGCUGUUCCUUUAAAAUAAUUAAUAACCAUAGAAACUUCAAAAAAGAAAAAAAAAGAAUUAAACAAAACUUAAAUCCUGGAAGUACAAGGAGGUUUUGCAUAUCUCAUGAGUGCCACAAAUAAUUAAAGAAAUUUUCAAGCAAAAGGAGAAGCAAUAAUGGGGUUUGCUUUGACAUUGGAGAUGGUGCAUAAAGAGGAGCAGGUGAACUAGUAAAAUACACUUUAAAUUCCCCAAACAGUAGGGUAGCUAGAUUUUGAAAGUUUUUCAUGCCUAUUUAAUGGGCGAUCCUACAGGGCUUGAAUGUGUUUCACAAAUAUUUGUAAAUAGCUUUGAAGGCUUUUUUUUUUUUUUUAAAGCCAAAACAAUCAAGUGGUGUAUAAAUUUUAUGAAAUAAAAAAAAAUUAGGGCACAGUUAACCUUGGGUUUAAUUUAUGCUGAGGUCCUAUCCAUAAAGUAUGUUGCAUAUUGGAUGGGGAAGGAGAACAAGGUAUUGGAAGAGUGUGUGUGUAGGAUGAAAUGGUUUCCUUACACCUGUUCAACUCUUUGACUAAAUCUUUACUUUUUAUUUUCCAUCUUCAUUCUCUUCUGCCCCUAACAUACCAACCUUUGCAAGGUACUGUGAAAUUCUGAAAAGGCCCCUAGUUUCAUUCAGGCAAGAAGACAUGUGGUAUCUAGGAUAUGGUUACGCUUUGAUCAGUACCCAUUAUUUCUUUUGCUUCAAUGUGUUGUCGAUGCCCCUGUCCAUACUGCAGUUUGCUCUCAUACCCUCAUCUAUCCUUUGGCAAUUCCUUUUCCUUAAUGUAGGCUGCUUCUUCUCUCUCCUGACAAUUCCCAACUCCCUUUGUUCACACUGUUCUGUCUGCUUUCUUUGGCAAAAUAUCUGAAUUCAGCAAUGGAAAUAAGUCACAAAUAGUGGUCAUUUGUGUGUGUGUGUGUGUGUGUGUGUGUGGUGGAAUGGUUUUAGAAAGUGUUAGUGUUUCCUGAUAAGCAUCAGUUGGAUAAAGGCAUCCUUCUCCAUUCAAAAUGUACAGUGGUACCUUGGGAUGCGAACGGGAUCCGUUCUGGAUCCCUGUUCGCAUCCUGAACAGAACGUGAGACAUGACAGCGCGUCUGCGCGUGUCGUGUUUCGCCGCUUCCGCGCAUUUGCGUGACAUCAUUUUGACCGUCUGUGCAUGCGUGAGUGGCGAAACCCGGAAAUAAUGGGCUCGGUUACUUCUGGGUCGCUGCGGAACGCAACCCGAAAGCGCUCAACCUGAAGCAUAUUUAUCCCGAGGUAUGACUGUACUUUGUGUAAUCAUUGAUAAACAGUCUUGGGUCCUGACUUAGCUGCUGCUGGAGGGUGUAUCCUCUGAAUGGAGCGCCACUGGGGAUAUUCCUGCUGGUAGAAGUUGUGUGGGGAGGCAACAUUAACCAAUUCUCCCUUGUGGUGCCUGAAAAACCGUUCUGGAGGACUGGUAGGAUCCUCUGGAACAGCGGGGCCAGGGAAUAGAGAGAAUCUGCUGGAUCAGUAAUCAUCUCUGGACAGAAGGAGCCCUUCUGUUUGUGGAAGGCUAAAUUUGGAUUCCAGCCUAUGUAAAUUGUGGUGGGCAGCGUCUACUAUAAUGGAUUGUGGAAGAUGGUAGGGAAUUUAGUUUGCAGAGUAGAUCAUACUUUAUGGAUAAUUCCUUUGGGAUUGUGUGUAUUCAGAACUGGCCUUUAUGUUGGCUGUGAUUGACCAAACACAUAGAGUGACGAAGUCCAGAGGUACAAAAACCUAGGUCACUAGUGCCUAAAACAUAAUCUAGUGACAAGCAUGUGGAUUAAUGUAGAAGUCAGGAAGCAGGUUUCUUCUGUAUGACUUCCAUUUGGGUGGGAGGGAGGCUGAGUACCCCAGUGAAGGCCAGAACUUGGAAGAUGUUCAUAUUCUGCAGCUCUGUUGAGGUAUUAGUUCUGCCAUUUACAAUGCAUGAUUAAGAUAUUUGGAGUGGUGGGAAAGGUUUUUGGAUGAGAAUUGUGUAUAGCCCUCAGGUUUACAAACUCUAAUUGAGAACUUCUGAUAAUCUAGAUCUAUUCUCACUAGACCGGUAAUGAGUAAACCUUAACUACAGAGCCAGUUCACUUGAAGCAUUGACCAGGCCUUUGGUUUAACAUCACUGCUUUGCCUGAACUGAGAGUACACUCUAGAAAACAUAUGACAACUCCAGGAUGCAGAAAUACUGGUUGUAGGUGGCAAGCUUGCCUUCCAUUAUUGAUCUUAUUGAGAAAUCUUAGAAUUCACCUCCUUCUAGAACAUGAGACAGUCAAAUCCUUCUUGACUUACCUGGAAUUUUGAUUACGUUAUCUAUUUUGCAUGGAGAGAUAAUUGGCAUAGAAUAUUAAGUGGCUCUGAGUAUUACUGUUUUCAGCUGGUAUGCAAACGAGCUCUUCCUGUUCCUGGAGUGCAGAACCAGCCUAGCACUUAGAAUGCCACCAUUGCUUCAAAUCUUAGUAAUACAUUUCUGCGGUUGCUGGGCUUCCUUGUAUGUCUCCUAGGAAGAGGCUUUGAAAUGGAUUUGAGGAGAUAGCAUACUAGCCUUACCUUCAGAAGCAUUUGGACAAAUGCCAACAAAGUACCUUUGUUUUCCCUUGCUCUGAAGGUGAGGUUAGUACCUGUUUCUUUAGAGGACCCGCAGUUCAAAUCAUCUUUCACCCAGUCUGCUGCUUUAUUUGCCAAGUAUCAGAUGGCCAUACACAAGGACUCUCCUUUUGAAUGUAACGAGUAUCAGGUACAGUUAAAUGCAUGCACUUUUUUUGUCCUUAUUAUCAUUGGUGGUGUGAAUAACAGGAUAUUGAAUUGACUUUCCAUCAGAUCUGUGAAUGUGGUGGGGGAAUUAGGAUUUGGAUGUGCCUUCCAGCAGUAGCAUUCUUAUGUACUCAGUAUUUUAUCUGUGUCCUGAAUCGGUUGGCAUAAGCUUUCUACUGUUCUCCUAAUCCAGUUAUUUGGAAGUAAAUCCCAGUAUCACCAAUGGGAUUUGCUCUGAAAUAAGUAUGCUCGGCCCAGGUAUAGUGCAAGUGUAAUAUUUCCUGUUCUGUCAUGGUGUACCCUUCCGGUUUGCAUGCUUCUCCCUAUUCUUCAAUCUCUUUGGUUCAUGUGCUCAAUUUCUCCCCCAUCAUCUUCUCUUUGGCUUGAAGUCCUUCAUAUCCCUUUCCAUGACUAACCAUGGUUAGCAUUACACCUGAAUUGCAGUUAACACUAGCCAUGGUUAGCUUUAAACCAGAGUUUGAAGUGGGUUUAAAAAUGUGGUUUAAUGACUAACAUUAAUGUCAUUUCAGAUGGAAUGCUAGCCAUGUAUAGUACUAAAAGUGGUAGGGGAAGGGAUUUGAGUGGAAGAGAAGAGGAAGGGGUCAGAUUGGAACGUGCAAGUCAAAAAAGACACUAGAGAUCAGUCAGUGUUAUGUUAGUAACAGACAUAAGAUUAGUGUUUGAUUUAGAAAACUAAACUCAUGGCUAAAACGAAAAGCCUCCUGUUUUCCAGACAUUUGAAACUAAAUGUUAUGAUCGAUUUAGGAUUGACAACAAUUGGAAUUAUCAGUACAAGAAAUCUGGGCCAUUUCAACAUCACAGCUUAAUGGAAAGUUUAAAGUUUUACAGAAACUAUAUAGCCAGGUGUCAUAACUUCUCUCUGUCUGUGUGUGUUUUGUUUUUUGAAAGCUUAACAUCAGUUAUGGCUACAGUUCAAAAUACAUUUACUGCAGUCUCUAAUCUCUUGUUUUCGCCACUCCUUUUGAUUCUAUACAUUGCCUCAUUUCUUGUAUUGUUGUAAUAUUGAAAAUUAACUUGCUUGCAGUCUGCAUCUUGAAGAAUUUAAGUGUAGAAUGUUGGGCAUAUUGCAAGUGUUUAAAGGUCAGCAGUUGCCCAUUUUUGAUGUAACAGUAAACCAUGGUUUAGCUCUAUGUGCGGAGCCGAUGCUAGCUUGCACUCAAGUAUUCCGACAGGAGACAAUUGAAACUUUCCACUUCCAGUAUUAAGUCAGUCUCUUAUUUCACUACUUACCUGGCCAACAUCGGUUACUAGGAAUUCCAUGCAGGCAAGUGCAUGGAAUUCCCUCCAGGUGACCAAGAAGGCUGGUAAAGGAUGAAAAGAGCACUCUGUUUAUCCUUUGCCAGCCCCAUGUGCUUCAUGUCUACUGCUGCUUCUUUUUACCAGGAUUGGAUUUGUUCAAACAAGCCAGGAUCAAAAUGUGAGUUUUGAUCCUGGCAUAUUAAUAAGAAGCUGCGGGGGUGGACUAAGCCAGGCAUAUGUAAUCAGUGUAACCCCUUGCCCAUGGAGCUCUUUUGCUGAUAAAAUCAAACCUCCUCCCUUCUCUUCCUACAACAGUAGGACACCACAGUUGUCAUGUUCAGUUUGGACUGAGAUCAAAGGAAAUCUUGGUUUCAGUAAAACCUGUAUGAAUUAGGUGUGAUUGGAGACUUACUGAGUGAGUCGAUUUUAAAUGGUGCCUGUUGGAUAUAUGGAAUUACUUCAUAUAAAGCUAUUUUAUUUGCUCAGUUUUCUCAUAUAUAUAUCUAUAUCUUUGUUGUAAUGGUGGAUUUUUAAUCUGCUUUUCUGUUUAUUGUCUUGUUUUAUGAUUGUUUUUAUUGUAAUUCUGAUUUCUUUUAAUAUGCAACGUAAGCUGAUCUGGGAGCCUCACUGGCUGAAGAGCUGGAGCAACAAGUGCAUGAAAAAUAAUAAUUAUGCAACAUUUUAGAAAGAAAAAGUGCUGAGGCUAUCUUCAUCCUGCUUUAUAAAAUGGCUAUUACCUUGGAAAAUAUGAUUUAGGCAUCUCUUUUUUUCAAAUUAAAUAUGCACUGCCUACUUCUAAAUAGCUUAUUUUGAAAUGAUAUUAUUAUGUUUAUUAGGAUUGUAGAAUGUCAUAACAACUUCAAAAGAACUGUUACACAAUGGUAAAUCGCCUUCCCAGUUGACUUUGGGUUAGCCUUUAGUUUAAUAGUUUAUAAGGUGAACCCUCCCUCUCCCCCAUCCCUGGGUAGGAAAAACAUACAGUAUUUAUAAAGCCACUUUCUGUGAGCAAAACUAGACAUGUAGGUGUCUUCAGUUCCUUUUUAAAGCUUACUUUUAAAAAAGACUGUUUGCUGCUAAAAUGAUGAGAUAUAAACAUGUUGAUAACAUUACUAGGUUUGGUUCACAAAUACAUUAGGAACUAUGCAAUUCAUGUAGAUCAACAUCUGGGAUACUUGUUAAUAUCGUGCCAGAUUAGAAAAUAUGCCAUGAUAAUUAUUUUUAUUAAAUAAGAAGUUCUCUGGCUAGUGAUAGGUUCUUAAACAGUUAACAUUCAUUUUCAUUUUUAAUAUGCUGUUAAAUUGUUUCCCCAAAAGCCUGCCUGACGAAUAGAGCAUAUCUGUCAGGGUUUGAAAAAAGUCACACUGUGUUCAGCAGCAUUUCUUCCUAGGAAAGUAGAUACCAAGGCUUGCACCCUUAAUUUAUUGCCUUCAUAGUAUUAUGAAAAGGGACUACUAAAUCUUAGGAAACAAGUUUGCACAGAAUAUUUCAGUAUCUAGACUAGGAUAUAGCUGUAACUGACUCCAAAUGUAAACAUUUUAACAUUUUCAUCUGAUGUUCAAGUAAACAAUUGUGUUGAUUGUUAACACACCUUUCUGGACACCUUUCUGUUGCAGGGAAUGGAUUAUUCAGUGGCUGAGCAUGUAGCCUGAGAUCUCCAGCCACUUUUAGUUGAUAUUUGACUUCCACAUUUGCCUUACUUGACAGAAGUUGCUAACUCUUGUACUUAUUAGGAAAGAGGCUUUAUUUUUUCAUUCCCCCCCAGCAUUUAGUUUUCAUAUAGAUCAAAUUAAACAAUUAAGAAUCAGUCUUAUUUCCUAAAAUGGAAAGAUGCUUGCAAACAUCUUUUGUAAUAUUUUGUAUGCCGUAUUCUGUCCCCCCUCCAAAAAACAUCAAAUAAGGCAUAUUGAGCUAAAUAUCUACCUGUAGAAAGUGAGAUACAAAGCAGUCUUGUAUUUUGCAUGCACAUAGCAAUAAUUAAAUGUUGAGGCUGCAAUCCUGUGCAGUCUUCCUUUUGCAAAGUACCCCAUGAAAAUGUACUUCAUUGCAAACAGUUAUAAUAAAGGAAUUGCACCAUAAAAAUAAACAAAUGUAGAGGCACAAAUGGCAAAAGGCACUGAAUAAUAGAACUGAUUGCAAGCAACUAAGUGAAGAUUAGACCAGCCAACAGACUUUACAUAUGGUAUUUCAAGGGGUGCAACCUACCUGGCAAUAGCUCAGUUAGUAGAGCAUAAGACUCUUGAUCUCAGGGUCGUGGGUUUGAACCCCAUUUUGGGUAAAAGAUUUCUGCAUUAUUUACAAUUCUAUGACUAUGAUCAUAUGAGGUUUUGAUAUGUAGGUUGUAUGACAGGAGCACAUGAUGCAGGAGCUUUGAAGCAGUAUGAAAAGAAAUUGGUUUUAAAUAAACUUCUAGCAAAUAGGUGGAAGUGCCUUAAUCAUUGGACAUUUAGAAAGAAGAAUAUGAACAUUGGUUGCUCUGAGACUCUGAAUCCCAAAAACCUCGACCAAAACUUCUUCAAGCAUCUAAAUGUAGUUAUCUGAGGAAAUUGAUAUAAUAAACCUAAGUUAAAUGCAUAAAUCACAUGAAGGCAGGGUCAGUUUAAUGCAUAAGUAAUAGUAUGUUUUAGAGACGUUGUUCGGAGACUUUCAUGAAUUCCGCAGACCUUUUGUGGGAAUGGAUUUAGGAGCUCAUGUGUACAAUUUGUAGAGUGUGUGUGACAAACCAGAUCACAUUUGUGUUUAUCUUCUGGAGUUUUGCAGCAGCUGUUCUGUCAGGCAUCCAAAACACCUUCCCUACUUUCUUACACAAUGCAUACAUGUUUUAAUGAUUUUUAUAUUAAGUCACAACCUUUGUAGUUUUUCCUUUCAUUGAUCUAGGAACUAGAGUUUGAAAGUUGAGUGGAUUAUGAACAUGCAGUUUUAUAUUGCCCACUCUCUUAUGAAAAACGAUUCUGACAACAUACAGAGUUCCUGACAGUUAAACAGGCUGUUAGUCCUUGCUGUGGUGCCUUAAUGGAAUGGAAAUUCCUCUGAAUUACCACCCACUGUUUCAAGGACAUCAGUGUAACUACAUGGUGUUUGGUGCUUUUUAAGUUGAAAGAGAUUUUAAAUAGUCUUCUGCUCCCUACAAAUGUCUGUCUCUGAAACUGGUUCCAUAGCAGAAAGGGCAUAUCGCUCCAUAGCAAAUGCUGAAGCCCUCUGAAUGGCUGAUCUGCAUUGGUACUAACAGACUCUCGCCUAUUAAAAAUAACGUUUUUAUUUGCUUUUCAAAUUUGAUAGUGUUUAUAUUGACAGCAGCUUGCACCACUAGCACAGCGUGUCUUCAAGUCAUAAUGUUGCGACACACAAGCUGUCUGUGGAUCUUAUAAAGUGUAGCCGUCAAGCAAAAUGAUAUGUGCAGGGUUUUCCUGAGGAAGACAACACCAGCGUCUUUUCUCAUCUGCAUACUCCCCAUUUCUUUUUCAGUAGGAAACAGCAACCCCUCAGUGGAAACUUGCCAUGGCUUGUGCCUUGGAAUUAAAAUUCUAAAUAAAAAGCGCAGGACUUUAAAUUAACAUACACAUGCAGCAGAUUGGAUGGUCUGCAUCUUAAAAUCUGCCUCCUUUAUUAUGUCAGGUAACUCAGAUUUAUCGAGUAGUAAGCACUUUUUGUUUAAGUAAGCCUCUUCCUUCUACCUGGUGAAGAGGUCUCUGUAAUUUUUACCAUUUUAAUGUUCAGCUGCUAGCAGCAAUUCCAUUACAAUUACUGUACUUAACUAUUUUUGUGUCUCUUCCUUAACACAGUAUCUUAACACAGUUUCAGGAAUACCAAGUGUGUACAUGGAUUACACUUCCUUUAUUAUAUAGUACUUUGGUUUUAUUUUUCUUAGAAGUCUUUAAUGUCAGAUUCUCAGGACUAAAGUUAUGCCACUACUAGUACUAACAAGGUUAUAUCUGAUUAAGAAGUUUAAAUUUUAAAAAUAUAUUUCCAUGUUCUGUCACUGCCUUUGAUAACAGGGUUGCUAUUUUGAGGCUGCCGUAUGCAGUUUCCAUAAUGCUCUUUUUGUUAAAACUCAUGUUUGGCAAUUAAGUCCCUUUAUGGUAUUCUGAAGAAACGGUUUACAUCUGCAGGGUAACCAAAACAAACCAAGUGGCAAUUACACCAGUUAGAAAACAUUUCCAUACAUGAUCAUAAGUCUGACAGUAGUUCUCUCAAAUAGCCAUGGUUAACAAUUUUAUUGCUGUUUAGCCUUACUGAAGCAAGCAUUCUACUCCACUACAUUUGGCAUAUUUUAUAAUGACAAGUUUAUAGGAAAGAAACAGUGUGUUGCUCAGUUUCCACUGCAAAGCUGGACUACCUUCUUACCUUAGGCUUAGUAAAAUAUUUGUUUUGGAAGAAAAUUUAUUUAAAGACCUACAAAAUAUUCACUGUCUAAAAAGCUGCAUGCAAUAAUGUUACUGAAGGGGGGGAGCUGCAGUGCCUCCCCCAAAUGACAACAUGGAGGCCGAAGCACGUGGAAGGUAAAGAACGUGGGUUUGUAUCUAAACAAGUUAUGCUUGAAGUACACCUAUAUAAAUGAAUGGACCUAAGUUAGUCAAGUCCAUUAACCUCAGUAGGUCUAAUCAUGUAUGACUAACAGGUGGUCCAAUACAUGAUGUGUUACAAUUCAUACUGGAUCAGGCCCAAGGAUCAUCUAGUCCAGGGGUCAGCAAACAUUUUCAGCAGUGGGGUGGUCCACUGUCCCUCAGACCUUGGGGGACUGGACUGUAUGGGGGGGGGGGAAUGAACGAAUUCCUAUGCCCCACAAAUAACCCAGAGAUGCAUUUUAAAUAAAAGCACACAUUCUACUCAUGCAAAAACACACUGAUUCCCGGAACGUCCGCAGGCUGGAAUUAGAAGGUGAUUGGGCCGGAUCCGGCCCCCAGGCCUUAGUUUGCCUACCCAUGAUCUAGUCUCCUGUUCUCACAGUGGCCAGCUAGAUGCCUAUGGGCAGCCUGCAAGCAGGACUUGAGUGCAACAUUUGUGAUUCCCAGCAACUGGUUUUCAGAGGCAUACUGCCUGUGACUGUGGAGGUAGAGCAUAACCAUUGUGGCUAGUAGCUGAAACAAUAUUUUGCCUUUGCCCACAAUCCCUUUCCAGCUUGAAAUAUAAAUAUUUGGAAGAAAUCUGCAUCUUAAGUUAUUUGCUUAUUUACUGAUACACUAGAACACAGUGUGUGAUUCAACUAGGUUUCAGAGAAAGUGAUGCUUCUUGAAUAGGAAUUUUUGCCCCAUUCUGAAAUGGCUUCAUUUGCCAUAAGUGGCAUACAUCAUGUACCCAAAUCUGACUGGUUGCCCAGAAGAGAAUGUGACCGAAAGUGUUUCCCUACUCCUGUUCUGAUAUAUGGAAGUUUGGUCCAAUCAAAGGUGCUAAAUGUUUUUGCUCUUCUGUGGGCUGCCCAGCAAUGGCUACAACUCAUAACAUUCAUGUAUUCUAAGUUAACCUUAGGUAUCUGAAGUAAAAUGUUGCAGAACAAUCUCUGGAAAGUCAGCAAAUAUUUAGAAAAUGUUUUGGCAUUUGCUGACCAACAAAAAGCUAGAAUUCAAAUUCUUGAAAGUCUUUCCAAUGUCAAAUAUGUCUUCCUCUGGUGCCAGAUCUUUUAAUUAAGGAAUUACAGAGGUCUGCAUAAAAGCAAAGUAAUACAGAUGCUUAGCAAUCGGCCUCUUUCUCAAAUAUGAAUAGAUCUUUGGGAACUACAUUAUAACUCUCAAAUUCAGAGGUAUAAUUAGAAUAAUGAAACCAACAAUUUUCCCAUGCCUCAAUCCUAAAGCUCCAGAUUACCCAGUCUUUUGAACACCUUGGUUGUGAAUGACUCCGAAAGGCCUAACAAUAGACUCCACACUGUUCCCUUGUCUUUGACAAGGGCUUAGGCUUAUGGAAGUCUCCUUUUUGAUUGUCAAAGGGCUUGUCUAAAUAUUUACCAUCCAUUUGGAGGUUAAUUAGAUCUUGCCUUCGGCUACAGGCAUACUGCAGCAAACCAAAAUUAGAUAGUGCUAGGGAAGGAAUCCAUAUUACCCUUAUUUUUAGUUCUUGAUUCAUUUGAAUCUAAAUUGUGUGGUGGUGGUGUAUUUAACCAUAUUGCUUUCUUUUGAUGAAAUAGUCAACUGUACUUCAUGGCUUUCCAGUUGGCACAAGUUUUAUGGACAAGUUAAAACAGCAUCUGGUGGCAUGUUAACAAAUUGUGACAUAAGCAUUUAUGGACCAGAGCACAUAGAAUAAAAACAUUUCUAUAUAAAUACAUUUUUAAUAUUGGCAUAAAGGCAUAUGCUAGCCUAGCAAUUUAUGGCUAUUAUGUUCUUAAUGCCUGCUUUACUCAAUGGUUUCAAGAAAUGCAAACUUUUCAGUAGCAACUGAUAGUGAGCAAUAAACAAGGUUUAUCAUUUUUUAAUUUUGUAAAAUUUAUAUACUGCUUGACUGUAGAAACAAAACUCAAAGCAGUUUACAAAAAACACCUUUAUUUGCAUAUAAAUCAAUCAGUUCAAGAGACCCAAACUUUUGGGCCGUAGAUUGUCUAAACCAGGCCCUAAGGUUGAAUCCCAACCUAGUCAUACCAGAUGUAGACCCAUUUAUAUCAAUUGACUUCGGGAUGACUAGAGUCCCAAAGAUUUCAUUGAAUCUCCUCUAAGUAUUACACAGUCUGGAACCAACCCAUAGUGUGUAGUAGACACAGGAGGAAAAUAUAUUUUUGGUUUGGGGUUUUAGCACAAGCAGACAUUAUUUGGGUUAUCCUGUGGUAUGAAUGGUUUAGUGUAUACAAAUACUAUUUUUAAACAUUUCAAUUUUCUGAAGAUUUCUGAAUGUUGAUGGUGGUCCCAUAGAAUGAGACUAGUACUAUCCAUUACAAGGCAAAAAGGGUAGGGUAAGAAUAUCAAAACCAUGUUUUCCUUGUAAUAUCAGCAUGGGGCUGUGAAAUGUUUGUAGAGGAGAAUUGAUGGUGGGGGGGGGGGGAGACACACAAAUGGUUCCCGUUCCCCCUACUGCUUGAUUUCCCCCCCUUCAUCCAAACUGACUGGAGGGUGGGAGAAUCCUGAGAGGAAAGGUUGCAGGGAAGAACAUGUGUAUUUGUGUGUGUGCGUGUAUGAAAGUGUUAACCAACCCCUUACACUUUAUUCCCUAUGAUGUUCCUAGUCCCCACCCACACUCUUGUUAACCAGCAAAAUAAAUGUCUGCCAUCAUUAGUAUGUGUUGAAUGAUUUAUAAGGCACUAAUAUAUAAGGAUGCUUGCUAAAGUGUAGGGGGGGGGCUCAAUGAUUUAAAACCAACCUCUUUGUCUAAAUUUGCUGUAGGUGUGAAAUCAAAUUAAAGUCUUGCAGACCAGGACCUUUCCAAGUGAUGUUCAGAUACUGGACCCUCUUACAAAUUGUAUAUUGCUCUUUUGAAUCAUUGCUCAAAAUGUCAUUCAGCUACCAUCUUUGUGUGCUGCUCUUUUGCAGGUGUGCUCCGAGUUAUUUGUGGUUCCUCCAGUAUAAACUGAAAGCUCCAGGCUUUUCUCAUUUUUAAAAAGGGCUUUCAAGCGGUUUAUGCUUACUAGAGGGGCUCUCGUGUCAGCAAUACAUUAUGCCUUUCUUCUUGAAAUGUCACAUUCCGUACAAAUGGACUAUAAGAACCGUACAGCUGGAUCAGACCAAGGGCAUAUCUAGUCCAGCAUUCUAGUAACUCAGUGGCCAACCAGAUGUUACUGUGUCACAAACUGUGCUGCUGAAAUUAAUGUAUUGGAUGCAUCCAUGCAGCAGUCACCUUAAACGCCAUAUUCAGACAUUCUUCACAAAUGCACCGGAUCCUUUGGAAAAGGGUACCUGCCACUUAGGGACGCGGGUGGUGCUGUGGGUUAAACCACAGAGCCUAGGACUUGCCAAUCAGAAGGUCGGCAGUUCGAAUCCCCACGAUAGGGUGAGCUCCAAUUGCUCAGUCCCAGCUCCUGCCAACCUAGCAGUUCGAAAGCAUGUCUGAGUGCAAGUAGAUAAAUAGGUACCGCUCUGGCGGGAAGGUAAAUGGCAUUUCCGUGCACUGCUCGGGUUCGCCAGAAGCGGCUUAGUCAUGCUGGCCACAUGACCCGGAAGCUGUCUGCGGACAAAUGCCGGCUCCCUCGGCCAGUAAAGCAAGAUGAGCGCUGCAACCCCAGAGUCAUCCGCGACUAGACCUAAUGGUCAGGGGUCCCUUUACCCUGCCACUUGACCGUUUUGGAGAUGCUUGGGGAAGACUCCCGACUAGUCCUACUCCCCAUGAUAAUCACCUUGCUGGUCCUGAUUCCACAACCUUUGCAAUUGUACAGACAUAGGAGUCUCAUUUUUUUGCUGUUUUGGGGGGAGGCAGGGGCAGCAAGGUGUUGAACAUUAGGAGUGGUCUGACGACUCCAUGCAUGCCUUGUAUGCAUGGAGAUGGUCACACCUCAGUAUGACCUGACACUUGCACGUGACAAAUAAGAAUGAACCCAAGCAGAAAUGGAAGUCCAUUCACUGAGCCCUGGUUCAGAUUGCUUACUAGCCUUUGGUGCUGGCGAACUGCACCUGCCUUGCCUUCACAAUGCAUAUGUCGGUGGAAUCCAGCAAUCAAUAUUCAAGUGAACAUUUGCUAAUGCAACAGAACUUCAUCUUCCUCCCCUCCCCCCUGCACACUCACAAAUAUUUUCCAGUGAGGUCCCCUCAACCUUCUAGAGCAGAUUUUGAGGAGUUCAGGGGUGAGGAGGUGAUGUUCUGUUGGUUGGGUGGUAGUUUGCUUGUCCUCACACAUAGAGCAUGUCAGGUGAGCAAGGCUUUCAUGUGGGAAGGUGCUUUUAGUAUGAUUUCUUCCCUCUUUUUGAGAUGGAAGUGUGAAGUGCCUGUCCUACAGCAGUCCAUUUGUGUGAUAGGGUUGGGGGAGGAGGGGAUGCAACUCUGCCAUGCAAAGUUUGACUGACUAAGCCAGAGCAAAACAUCAGUGGGUUGAAAGAUUCCUGCCCUGUGUUUUUGGGAGUUGGAUACUGCAAAUAUGGGCGAAAAUCCCCACCCAGGAUAAUGUGAUGAGGAAAUGAAUUUUCAACAUUAUUAGGCCAUAGCUGAGAAUCUUGGAUCACUUGACGUAUGUACGAGAUCUAAUUGCUAUCCUGAUUCCUAGUUGCCACAACUGUUUCAUUAGACAAUCCUGCAAUUUUACCGUAAAUAUCUAGUCUUUCAAAUAUUCCAGUCCCUAGCUUAAUGUUGUUCGUAGUCUUGCCAACCAACUUUUCUCUGAAGAAUUUGUUAACUUUAAUUAGUAACUUCAAAUGAGGGCCUAGUUCAUUGCAGAAUAGUUAAGGAUGCAGCAGUUUUCAAACACCAAAGCCACCUAAAUAAAUUUCCAAGCAUUUAACUAUUUUAUUCAUACCAUGGGGGAUUUUCACAAAGCAAUUGUUGCCCUUCUUAUUUCUAAAUGUUGUUGUGGUUUAUAGAAGAGGCAAUUUGAACUCAUCUGUAAAUUUACCGUAACCCAUUGACUAUACCUUAGUCAGGCUUCUACUAUAUAUUUUGGAAACUUGUUUGUCAGUUCACUAUAGAUUUGGACACCACUUAAGAUAUCAUAACUAAAUUAUGCAUAAUGGUUCCUGAGAACAGAUCUUUGUCUGUUUGGAUGCCGUUGGGCACUACUUUGAAUUAAAAUAGAGAACUGCACACUGGGGGGGGGGGGGGAUGCAGUAAUUUUAACUACUGAUUUCAAAAUUGCAUUGUGUUUUUUGGAGUUUCACAGCAACACUGCGUAUGAGGCUGCUAGUUAAGUACAAGUUGAAUUCCUAACGUAAUAGUUAGCAAUACGUCUAUGUUAAAAAACCUUCUGAUUUAUUUGUUUUUCUCUUUGUUAUGUUUAUGUGUGUUGUUGCAUACUGGACAUGUAUCCUUGGUGCCCUGGACUCUGGAUAAACAUCCCAAAUGCAGUUCACAAGGUUCCUCUGUGAAUCUCCACUUGAAGUAAGAAAUCAUGUUUUAACUCAAAAUAUUUACAUUUUUAAUACAGAUUUAUAGUUUACCUCCUCUGCCUGGUGUCCACCAUUACAUUUAUAAUGCAAAACAUAACAUUUCCUCAGUUCCAGUAAAUUGGAUAAUCUGCAUCUAUUUGAUUUUGUUGUGACUUGUUGAAUACUUUGAGUCUCUUAAAAAUGCUAAGUGAGUUUGCACAAGAUUUCUUAACUGAAUACUAUAGAGGACUAACGUAUGGUUCUUGAAUGAAGAUAAUAUUUCAUUAGUGGUUCAGAUCACCAUUCUGCCAUGAAGCUCAUUAGGUGAUCAGUCAGUUUCUCUCAUUCUUACUUCCUUACCUACCUUACAUAGUUGUUGUGGUGAUAAAAUAGGGGAAGAACCACGUGUGCCACCUUGGAAUUAUUGGAGACAAGGUGGAAUACAAACUUUGUUUUUUGGUUGUUGCUUUUUCCAAAUGAUCAUGGGGACUUGUCCAUCAAAGUGAAUUUUGUUGUAAAGGUUAACCUAUGCAAGCUAAUAAAUAAGGCCAUGGGUAAGUCUUCGCUGUGACACCCAAAAAACCUUUUCAGGCUUGCUGAAUCCUGGUAUGUGUAUGUGUAAAAUCCAGAUUUUACACCAUAUUAUCGAUUGCUUCUGUUUACUGGAUUUUUUUGUUGGUAUACCAGUUGUAUAUCCAGUUGACUGGAUCCAUGUCCGGACACUCAUACAUGCACCUUCCCCAUAGUGUGAGGGAAAGAGCAUGGCUGUGUUUGCUUCCUUCCAUCCCAGCCACUGCCCACAUUUGGGGCAGAUGUUCUAAAGCAGGAAGCCUGCUGUCUGCAUGUAGGCUCCCUGUGUGGUUAACAGUCAGGAUUCAAAUUCACACAGGGAACAGGCUCCCCAUUUCAAAAUGGCCUACUCCUCUUUCCCUCACACAGUGAGCAACACAUACAUUUAAACCCCUGAAUUAGAGCUAACGCUAGCCAGUUUUCAGUUGCUGAGUCUGAUGUUUUGGCAGUGGGGUGGAUGUAGGGCAGGGGUGCGGAUCCUUUUUCAGCCCACAAGUUUCAUUCCCUUGUGAAUUAAGUUGGGAAGGGCCUGGGGAGAGUUCUGAGGGCUAAAUAGAGAGACGUGGAAGGCCUGCAUCCAGCCCCUGAGAGCUCACCACCCCAAUGUAGGGCAUAUGUUAGCCCAGUUUGAAUGUUAAACAAUAUAGAGGAGCAGGUACGUGGCUUGGGGGUGUUCCUGGAUUCAUUACUGUCAGGUGGCCUUGGUAGUCCAGAAUGCCUUCUUUGGCUGGUGGUCCAGCUGUGCCCCUAUCUGGACAGGGCUAGCCCAAUUUCUGUGGCCUAUGCUCUGGUAACCACUAAGUUGGACUAUUGCAAUGCACUAUAUGUGGGGCUGCCCCUGAAGAUGGUUCAGAAACUUCUUAUUGUUGUUGUUGUUUAGUCAUUUAGUCGUGUCCGACUCUUCAUGACCCCAUGGACCAGAGCACGCCAGGCACUCCUGUCUUACACUGCCUCCCGCAGUUUGGUCAGAAACUUCAGCUGGUGCCAAAUUUGAUGGCUAGGUUGCUCACCAGGACAAUACAAGUUCAGCUUAUAAUGCUGAUCUUGGCUCAAUGGCACUGGCUGCCAAUUAGUUUCUGGGUCCAUUUCAAAGUACUGGCACUGACUUAUAAAAGCUUACAUAGCUCAGGACUUCAAAUACUGCCUCUCCCCAUAUGAACUGACCCUGCACUUGUCACCUGAGGUCCUUCUCCACGUCCCUGAGAGGUUUGGAAGAUGACAACACGGGAAUAAGUCUUUUCUGUUGUAGCUCCCCAUCUAUGCUCUCCCCAGAGAGGCUUACCUGGCACCAUCCUUACCUGUCUUUAGGUGCCAGGCAAAAACAUUCAUCUUUACCCAAGCCUUCAGCAAUUAAAUCUAUGGCCUGUUAUGUGGGGGGAGGGCUGUUAUUAUGAGUAUUUUAUUAUUACGCUGUCUAUUAUUAUGAUCUGUAUUAUGCUUUUAUUAUUAUGCUCCAUAAAUUAUGUUUUUGAUUUUGUACACUGCCCUGGGAUUACAGACUGACUGAAUGAAUGAAUACAAUUUGCAUUUAAGUGCCCAUUUUGGUUUGGUUAAAUUUUAAAUGCCUGAAGUUUUUAAUAAUUUUGCAUGUUGAUUGCAAGUUGCCUAGAGUCUGCCCUGUGUAAGGCAGCUUUGUGUUAGGCAACUAAAUAAAUUUGCAUAUACAUUGAACAACCCCAAAUCUGAUUAAUGGAUAUUCACUAAAGAAAUUUAUUGAUGUAUUUUUCUGACACAUGUUUCUUUAAAUGUUCUUCUUUAACUGCACAUAAUAGAUUUUUUAAGCUUAAUAACUAAAAGAUUUAAAUGCAGCAAGCAUAAUUUCCCUUUUGUUUUUCAAGUAUCCACUUGUAAUUGCAAAUUGAUACCUUUUAAAAUAUCCUAUCCCGUGCAUGUGGGGCUUCUGAAAUGCAUUCCUUUCUUGACUCCCUACUUGCUUUCCUUCUUGAAACAGUGUUUGGCUUCUUGAUCAGAUUUAGCUUGUCUGAUCUCCUUAAUUAGCCAUAACAUGAGAAUUUGAAACCCCCAUCAGAAUUGAUAGGAUACUUUGCAGAUCCCCCCCCCCCCAAUUCAUGAGUGGAUGGCUAAUCCUUACUCACUGAUGCAAAAUAUUAGCACAGACUGCUGUUGGAUACCUUACAGGGUGGGCAGUUUUUUAAGGCAGAUCAGUGUGAAAACACAUAGAGCCCCCGUGAGGCUCAGUUUAUACAUGCCAUUAGAAAAACAGGUUUGUAUUAUAUGUUUGACUAAUGGUAUUUUCGGUGAGGCAGAAUUUGUUUGUAGAUUCUUUACACAUCCAUCCCACCCCAGCAUGCUGGAGAUGCUUCACCCUACUAUUCUGCUAGGAUAUAUAGUGUAUCCUAUCAUCACUAAGCUUCUCUCUAGUGCUCCCCUGCAGUUGAGUGGCAAGUAACAAACCUCACUAAGAAUGCAUGUUAACCUAUCUUACUUUGAGAAAAAUAUUUGGGCAGAUUUGGAUGAGUAAGGAUGAACAUAUCUUACACACUAUAGCCUACUUUGCAAAAUAUAAACUUGAAGUUAUCAAAGCAGAAUAUGUGCUUUGCAUUUUCAAUAACCAUUUUGUGUUUUGAGUUCCUUUGCCUUAAAAGUAAAUAAAAAUAAACCUCAAAGGCACCUAAAUGUUUUCAACUUUGUUUUUGCUUCUUAAAAACAGAUAACCAGGGCUGGUGAAUAAUUAGAGCAGGCUUUAGAGUCGAGGCUUCAGAUUACUUCAUUUAUAACAGCUAAGAGGACUUUGUUUGUUGUAGGUCUUAAAGAGUUAACUACCACAUGGGUGUAAUGAAAUUGUCAGGUUAUAGUAAUUGCACCAGUAAUUUGAUAUGUUGCUGUUUGAAUGAAGCCAUGUGUGGAGAGUUUGUUCCUUUUCUCUGCUGAAUCUAAUCACCCCCACCCAGUUUUACAUUUUCCCAACCUGAAGGCUAUGAAGGCUAAUCGGGAUCAUUAGACUUAAUGGGGAAAGAGCUUUUAUCACCUCGUCAAAUAAGGCAACCGAUUUCCAUUAUUUGCCUUAUUUUGUAUGGCUGUAUGGGUGCUUAUGUACACUUUGCUGUAAAAAAGGAAGGUUUAUGCCAAGGAUUUUUUUCCCCUGCAAUGCUUUUUAUUGAUAUUUUGAAUCUUGAACUGAAUUUUGUUUGGCACCACUUGCACAUGUUUUCAAUUAGAAGAAGCCAAAUAAAAAGUCUUAAAUAUCCAAGGCUAUAGGGAUUUUUGAAAUUCUCCAACUAAAAGCAAACUCCACGUGAUCGUUGCAAAGCCUCUUUACCAUGUAUGUCACAAAUAAUUUCAAAACAAAAAUUAAACUUUAUGUGACUGAGUUCUGUUUUUCUUUUGAAUUCUCAAUAAACUCUUUAGAGACAACUCUCUUGGCAGUAGUAAAGUGGUUUUUCAAAAAAAAUCUGUUUGAUUUUUUGAUGUAGAGUCUUUAAAUUAUUAAAAGAAUGAACAUGUUAUUGGAAAGAAAAGUGCAGUCUAUAUGUAAAGAAUAGUCUAUUUGUGUUACCAGGGAAGUGACUCUGUAAAGAUUUUCAGCUCUUCUUUAUAAGCACCAACUCGUUAAGCAGAAGCAAUUGACAUGUAUCACUGUUGAAGUGAUUGAUGUUUCUUAACCAGUCUAAUGGGAGUAAGCUGUGCCUAUGGAUUGAUUUUUUUGGAGGAUAAACUAGAUUUGUUUGGUUAUAUGAAGUUUGUAGUACUUUUUCAGCUAUAACUACUGAAAAGAUUUUUUUUGUUAAGAUAAAUGCAGAUCAGUGGGAGCUAUUUCAUUACUGAAUAGUUAUAUGCUCUUAAAAUGAUUCUCUUAAAUGCCAGUUUCCAGUUUUGUAAACACUGUACAUAAGCCUUCCUCCCUGCUUGGUUCUCUGACUUUUGCAUUCCCUUUCUUCCCUUUCCUCCAGUUCUCUCUCCACUUGUACAAAUAUUAUCAGCUGAUUCUUUUAACUUCUUUUAACUCCAAGCAGUCCUGCUACGUAGCCUCAGUUGUGUCUCAUGCCAUGGUCUUGGUUUGCCUGCAACCUUCCUGUUACUUCCAGUUUUUAUUUAUUUAUCCUGAGUACAGGAUAAAUUUUAAAAUAACAUCUAAGAAAGUCAUAAGAUGGUUGUUAGAUGCAAAAAAAAAGGUAUGCUAUCAGAGUAUAGUGGAUAAUAACAGACCAAUAGCUACUGGUUAAAAUGGAAUAGGAACUCAAGUAGAAUUUAUAACUAGCUUUUAUCUGUAGGAAAAAUUGAAAAUAACCUCCUGUGUCAAUCUCAUUGGAAAUUAUUACAAAGUAAUGUCAUCCUGGCAUUUGAUACCAUAGAGGCUGAAGCAAAUCUGUCCUACAUCCUCAGGCUAUUAGUACAGAUUACACAUAUGUGAUAUAUAAAGAAUAAUGUUCAUAGUUUGUAUUUCAGUACCUUUAGAUUCAGUAGUUAUUGAGCUGACUUUGGAUGGAUGGCUGUUUCUUGACUCAUAAAGUUGAGAUAGACACAACCUUUUUGCAAAUGCAUACAGCCCCUUCACAUGUGCCACAAAUAAACCAGGAAGUUUUUAAUUAAUCAAGUUUCCCAUCUCAUAUGAACCAGAAAACUAUGGUUACUACCUUCAAGAAAAGCCAGGAUUGUAAACCAUGGUUUGAAGUUGGUUUAAAAAACUGGCUUGUUCAGAAGCUGAUAACUGCAUAGUUUUCUGGCUCAAACAAAAUUGGAAAGUAUUGUACAUUAGACACUACCUAGUUUAAUUGCGCUUUUCCACAAAGGGGCUUUUAUGUGGUCAAAAGGCUCGUGUGUAUCUUGGCAUAUUAAGCUGAGCUAUGAUGAUCCAAAUGUGACCAAUGUCUUUGGAUUCAUUGAAGGUGCUAGCUUCAGCUCAAGUAACUGAAUUAAUAUAUUAAUAAUGCCUUUUUGUAAAGUACUAAUGCAUAGUAGUUGUGUUAUAUAAACAACAGUAAUCAAAAUGUGAAUUCGUUUUAGUUUUAAAACUCCUAUAUCCAUUGCAUCUGUUUUAAAUAGCAGAAAUGAAGCAUGGUUGCUCAGAAGCUAAAAAUAUUUCAGCCGUGGAUGUUUUUAUCAUAUUGUUCUGCAGAAUUAUUAAAUGAAUCCUUUCUAAUCCAGUUUUGUUGAAAAGAUUCCCGUAAAUGCUAAAAGAUUGAUGUGAUGGAGUGAAGGUGAAUUAGAUUAUUGUCUUGGACAAGAAGGGUUUCUUAAGUUGCAAGAGGAGGGGAGGACCCAGUGUGCUUAACAUUUAUUGAUUUAUUUCAAACAUGUAUACCCCAUUUUUCCUCCAGAGAUCUUACCUCAAGCAGUUCUAAUUUAAUGAGUAUAAUCCAGUUGAAUAUAGUUUAUAGUUCUCCAACAAAGCUUUUGUUUGUGAUUUUUUUAUAACUUAGGGCUGGCUCCCUAUAUAAAUUUUCUUCACAUGCAUGAUCUUAUCCUCAUAACCCUGUGAAAGUAUACUUUUCAGCAUAUGUCUGCACUGCAGCUAGUUAUCCACAUCUUUUAAAGAUGAAGAACCAGUGAGCAGAAUCUGUUCUGUUGGAUUCUGUUUACUCAUUUGUCUGUUUAUUCGUUUUAUGGCUAAUCAGUUUCAGUGUCACUCAUAACUCUGCUAAGAAAUGUUAACCCCUUAUUUCCAGGCAUGACAUUUGAGGCCAGUAGACUUCAAUAUAAGGAAACCUGCAAGGCAACGAAAGCAAGAUUUGGUGGUUGUCAGUUAAUAAAUAUUAACGUAACAUGUGAAUAUAUUGUAAACUGUUUUGGAAAUAGCUCCAUAGAAAUCUCUUGAAAUCUCUUAUUUCUACACCUAAAACUUUCAGAUUUCUACCUGUCAUUUUGUUUGGCUUUGGUUACGUGAAUGGGCCAGAUAGCUAAGAAGGGCCUAAUUCACUGAGCAAAGUCUUACUUUUAUCUCAGUUUUACGUUACUCAGUGCAUUUGCUUGUUUGAAUUUCAAAAUGGUUCUCAUUGUUAAAGAUAAUGUUACGGUUUUAUAUUAAAUUUAUAUUAAAUUUUGCAAUUGAAUUUAUGCUGAUCUAUCCUCUCUAGGCAGAAAAUCUACCUAAUGGUCCAGAUUGUGGCUAUGGUUCUUUCCACCAGCAGUAUUGGUUUGAUGGAAAGAUAAUUGCUGUGGGUGUCAUUGACAUCCUUCCAAAGUCUGUGUCAUCUGUGUAUCUCUACUAUGAUCCUGAUUAUUCUUCCCUAUCUUUAGGCGUAUACUCUGCACUAAGGUAAGGAAGUAUUUUUUAAUUAUAUAGUAGUCAUUUAAAAGUCUGUUGACAUUUUAAAGCAUAGAAUGAAAAAUGAAAACCAAAGUCUUACAUGAAAGGCCUGCUUAGCUUUAUUUUAUUUUAACAUUUUUAGAGAAAGAAAAACAUUUACUUCAUAGGUUCUAAUUUAAUUGGUCUGAGUAUUUAAGUUAGGCUGACUUCAGUGUUUAAAGCAAAGUGUUUAAUCUACUUUGGAAGAUGGAAGUAAGAAGUGAAACGUGUGGCCAGAUCAGCCGUGUGGUACCACUUUUGCUGUAUUGGGCCAUUUCAAACGACUGUUCUGUUGCUGUUUUGCUUCCCUUUCUCACAGAUCCAAAACCAGGUCAUCAUCACUCAAUUUUGUAUUCACAUAAUAAUGUUGUCCGUUUGUUUGCAUGAAGGACCAUUCCCACAAGUGACUCCCUUAAAUGCAGAGAGUGGCUUUGUUUCUUUGUUUUUUCAGUUGGAACUGACCAAUGUGGUGUUAAUCCCACACUUUCACAUUUGCUUGCCUACAGAUGGAAUGCUUUUCCCUCACAGGAGCGCUGCCAGUAUUGAUGUUUUUAGUUUCCUAUUCCUUGAUAAUAUGCUGAUUUAGCAGUGUUUUGGGUUGCCUGAAGUACUUUCACUAUAUAUAAUAAACUGUAAAGGAGGAGUGUAGAACCCCUGGCUCUUCAGCUUAUGUUGGACUGCAACACCCAACUGCUUCAGCCAGCUGCCCUUGCCUAUAGAUCAGACAUGGCCAAACUUGGCCCUCCAGCUGUUUUGGGACUACAACUCCCAUCAUCCCUAGCUAACAGGACCGGUGGUCAGGGAUGAUGGGAAUUGUAGUCCUAAAACAGCUGGAGGGCCAAGUUUGGCCAUGCCUGCUAUAGAUUAUGUAAGGUGACACCUAGACAAGCUUACUUAAACUCAGAUGAAAAGAACUGUCUUCAAGGGUGAUGUAAAGUGGGAUAACCAAUAUCUUAAAAGUCCACAGAUUUUCCCAUCCCUCGUGUAAAGUUGGUUAGCUUCCGUCUGCUUUAACGAGUCAGGUUUUCAGCUUCUUAAACCUGGAGUAAAUAUGAACUCCCUCCAGGAGUAGACGCCUUAAUGUGAAGUUACUAAAGUAACUUAGUUACCUAAGUUAACAGAAGGCUAGGAAUAGAGAGUCCUUAAGAAGCUGCCGAGGAACUUGAUACUAUGCAGGCUGUUACCAAUUUUAUUCAGGGGUGUUUGGAAAAGCCUUGCCUGAGCUUGGUGGCAUUAUUAGUUCGAAUCUCAUUUUAAAAUAUUGCUUAAACAUAUUUAAAUGGGUGGGCCCCUUCAGAAAAACCCACGGUCUAAGAACCCAAUCCAUUAGACCAGGGGUCAGCAAACUUUUUCAAUAGGGGGCCGGUCCACUGUCCCUCAGACCUUGGGCGCUGGGGUGGACUAUAUUUUGGGGGAAAAUAAUAAUGAACAAAUUCCCAUGCCCCACAAAUAAGCCAGAGAUGCAUUUUAAAUAAAAGGACACAUUCUACUCAUGUAAAAACACGCUGAUUCCUGGGCCGUCCGCGGGGCAGAUUUAGAAGGCAAUUGGGCCGGAUCCGACCCUCGGGCCUUAGUUUGCCUACCCAUGCAUUAGACAAAUGAUGAAGUGGUAUGUUGUAACUUCUAGUUCUGGAAAAGCAACCAAAAGGACAAAGAUAAUAUAUAUUAAUAAAGGAAUUUGUUUGAAUGAUUUUACUCUCAAAGUGAAAAUUCACGCAUAAGUUAACAUGCAUAAUGCUACCUGAAGUCAUUAAGGCAAAUAUUAAUGACUGUGAAAUAUGGACUUUGUGCUUUUCAGGUCUUUGUAGAUGUUUCUUUGGGAUUUAUUUAUUUUUUGCCUACAAUGAGUGGGUUGUCAUAUUUGCUUGAAUAAUGGGCACAUUUGCUACCCUUGUAUAUAUCUUGUGUCAUUCAGGCAGGCUUACUUAAACUUCUGUUUUAGUUUCUGUCUUUUUUUCCUUAGCAGUUAGAAUGCCCCCCCCAAUCUAGGAUACCACUACCUGCAAGAGGAAUUGCAGACCAUUAGCAGCAGACCAUUUUUAGUCCUCAUCUGCCACCUACUUUGUUGAAACACUUCAAACAAAAGCUGAGGCUGGAAGGCCAAGUAGGAGUACUGCUGGCUAGAACAAAAUGAGGAGAAAUUGGCAGUUGUGCAUUCUUCACACACAUCACUUAGAGUGUUGUCCCAAGUUAGAUGAAAGCAACUGUCUCCAAGUGAUGUAAAGCUGGAGAACCACCGCUUGCCUCUUGCUGGCUCAAGACUGAAUAAGAAGAAAGCUAAAAUACUGUAAUUUUUCUUUCAAAUAAAUAAAUGGGACGAGCACAGAAGACAGCACUCGCCAAAUAUGGAAAAUAGCACUUGCUGCAUAUUUGCAUGUAAAUUACUCAAACUCACUGCAAACUUCCUGAAACUUGUUGAUUUUAAAAUUCUCUGAAGUCUGCAUGUACUGUCUUAGCCCGCUGAAUACAAUGACUGGGCCAGACUUCUAUAGAACAUCAGUGCAUGAAUAUUAAUAGGAAACCUGUUAAAAGGGUGCCUUUAAUCACUUGCAAUUUGAAUUUCAGAUUAGCUUCUUGGCAGGACAAAAUGCAAAAUUGGCUUUCUUAAGUAGAAGAGUUUGUGGUUUUGUUGGGUUCUUAUACGGAACUGUCUCUGCAUUUAUUAUUCCCAUUCUUUACUUAAAUGUAAUCAUCCCUUUAACAUAGGCCAAAAUUUAGGUCAUUCCAUUUUAUUUCACGUUUGCUGUAUUAUAAGAGCUCCUUGCAUCUGUGAACACAUCUAUCUGGUAUUAUCUUUUUAUCCAUUCAGAAUGAUUGCUUCUUUUACAGGGAAAUUGCUUUUACUAGGCAACUUCAUGAAAAGGCCUCUGACCUAUGCUAUUACUACAUGGGGUUUUACAUUCAUUCAUGCCCUAAAAUGAGAUAUAAGGUAAGGCUAAAGUUACUUUAUUAAUGCAUCUGAAUUCAGUCUGCUGUUUGAUGUGACUGUUCUGUAUGACUUCUCUCUGCUUUGGCUUGACCAAAAUGGAGCUGGCUUCUGUUCAGUUUUCUUUCAAGUGUCUAGAGUAUUUUAUAUUUUUAUCUGCGUAAGAAUUAUUGGCUGGUAUCCAAUGAAUUGGGCAACUAGUUCUACAUGCCAGGAAGACUGUGGGCUAGGGUUUCACAAACAGUUGCCCCCAUGCCACCUAGCAAACCAGAUUUAAAACUGAGAGGACUUUCAAAGCAGCUUGCGACUUUGGGCAAAGAUCUUCUGUUCAAAGGAAAGAAAACCAGAAAUUCCACUGGGUAUGCCAAAACCCUUGGGCAUCCCUAAAGUCAUUCUUUGGAUACCAGCCAUUUUGUUCAAGGUUGGUAAGAAAAAUAACUUAUUUAGUAUGUUUUUAAUGAUUUGAAAUCAUAUAACGUCUAUAGAAUAUCUCUGGGUUUUGUUGAACUCCUUACAGUUUGGUUUCUUUAAUUAGUUUCCUGUAAAAAAAUACAGUGGUACCUCUGGUUACGUAUUUAAUUCGUUCCAGAGGUCCGUUCUUAACCUGAAACUGUUCCUAACCUGAAGCACCACUUUAGCUAAUGGGGCCUCCUGCUGCUGCCGCACGAUUUCUGUUCUCAUCCUGAAGCAAAAUUCUUAACCCGAGAUACUAUUUCUGGAUUAGCGGAGUCUGUAACCUGAAGCGUAUGUAAUCUGAAGCGUAUGUAACCUGAGGUACCACUGUAAAUGAACCACCAUACCAGUGUUCAUCAGAUGACUAGGUAUAGAGCUACCUUAUUGGCUCAAUGUUUAGAAGAAAAAUGUAAAGAAUUAAUACCAAAUACAUAUUUUGUGUUUGAUUACUAGGUAUAUGUCACCAUAUAAAGAAAUGUCUUGUUCUCUGGGUUAUGGCUUGGAGUUCCCAUUUUGUUAUUAAAAAAAGGGGGUGGGGAGGAAAUCUCACAUUCUAACAAUUCUUAUGUGCACCGUGCUCAGUGGAAUUUGCUCUCCAGUAAAUGUUUCUUUAUGAUUGCAGUCCAAACGUUCAUACUAUCUGCAAAUAUAGAUAUGGAAAUCUGUAUAUAGAUAUGUACCGUAUUUUUCACCCCAUAGGACGCACCGGCCCAUAGGACGCACCUAGUUUUUUGGGGGGGGAAUAAAGAAAAAAAAUUAUUUCCCCCCCCCCAGGUGCAGGGCUGGGGCGGGGGAAGCCCGAGCUUCCCCCGACCCCAGCCCCCAGAACAGGCUGCUAUCCGCAAGCUGUGGGAGAGCUGUGCGAAGUCGCGCAGCUCUCCCACGGCUAGCAUAGAGUUGCGCGAAGCCCAAAGCUUGGGGCGUGCUGAGCUCAGUGCGCCCCAAGCUUCUGGGUGCCGGCAAGGUCUCCGCUAGUCGUGGGAGAGCCACACAACUUCGCGCAGCUCUCCCACGGCUAGCGGAGCACUGCACGAAGCCCCAAGCUUGGGGCGUGCUGAGCUCAGUGUGCCCCAAGCUUCUGGGUGCCAGCAAGCUCUCCGCUAGCCAUGGGAGAGCUGCGUCUCCCACGGCUAGCGGAUAGCUUCCUGAAGCCUGGAGAGCAAGAGGGGUCGGUGCGCACCGACCCCCCUCGCUCUCCAGGCUUCAGCGAAAGCCUGCAUUCACCCCAUAGGACGCACACACAUUUCCCCUUCAUUUUUGGAGGGGGAAACGUGUGUCCUAUAGGGCGAAAAAUACGGUAUAUAACAGAAUAUCAAGCAUACAGUAGAAAAGCAGGCCACAGAAUUGGAGACAAGGUCACUAAGAUAUUUUUGCAAAGCACGGAGGGGUCAGCUCAGCAGAGGAAUGUAUUCAUCACAUGCAUUAAACCCUGAUUUUGCACCUCCAAGAAUCACCUCUGGCAUGGGAAAGAUCUCUUAUCUUGAGCUGUGUUGCCAAUCUGCAUGUGCAAUAUUCCUCUAGAAGGUUUGUUGGCCUGAAUUGGUAUGAGAGGCAUCUUACAUCCUGAUAAAGAGGCUUCUGGGGCAUAUUUCCAUUUUGCUCUGGCAAGUGUAUUUAUUGGGCCAGAAGUAAUGCCUUCAGCACUGCUUUUUUCCCUUUUCUGGACAACAGUGCUUCCUGAGUAAUUCACUUGGGGAACAGAGCUGCUUUGGUAGAAACAACAAACAAACAAACCAGAACACAAGAAGUGGCUCCCAAGCUGGCAGAUGCUGUUCCCAGUGUGAAAGGGCUGAGGUGUCUCAGAGGCUUUCCCUUUUGUAACGUCCUUUUCUUUUGCAGUGUAAAAAGUUUAUUCCAGUUUCAGCCUGUGCAAGGCUUGAAUACUCCCUCGCUAUUGCCGUGUUAAUGGUGACCUUACUGCCUACCGCAGCCAUUCCCUAGAUUUUCAAGGUGCUUCAUUAAAAAAGAAAUGUGCGUGUUGCAAAUUUACAUAGAGAAACCAGGCUUUUUAAACACACUCACACUAUCAGCUACCUAAUAGCAUUCGAAUUAUGUUGUUCACCUAGCCAUUGUUUAGGAACACACACUGGAAACCGUUCGCUGCAUGGAAUGGUUCUAAAUUUGAAAAAUACGAAAUGGUGCCUUUACCUGAGGCUGCUUAACUGGCUUCUCCAUGGUGCACAGUGCUGCUGGUUACUGAGAUGGGAAGUGGGGAGGCAGCAGAGAUCAAUGCAGUGUGGGCUCAGCAGCACCCAUCUGACACUCCUGCUUAUGCUCCCAUGCUGAACCCCUUGCUUCAGUAACCAGCACCAAUGUGCAGUGUUGGGAAGCCAGGUAAGCAGUGCAGCCCUGCCUCUGCCACCUCAUCAGCCUCUGCUUGUGCUCUCUGUCUCUGUUCUCUAGAUUCUAGAGGGAAUGGGAAGAUAUGAGUCUUCAAGGGAGAUUUGCCAAGAAUAUGGUUUGAGAGAGAGUAUGCAUUUGAUAACUUCCCCAUCAAGAUAUUCUGCUGCCUGAAGCAUCAACUCUAAAUGCAUUUACAGAUUUAAAUGUAUACAUCAUAAAUCUGCCACCAUCGUGUUGAACGCCAAUUCCUCUCCCAGUCCAGUAGUCCAUAUAUUGCUGUUACACAGCAUGCUACCCAAAGCACUGAUCUUGCCACUUGCUCUUUUCAUUUGCAUGUCAAGCAAGGCAAUUAAGCCCCAAGUCUGCCUCUUCUCCACAUUUGCUGGCUGAAGCAUCCUGUCUUGCUUUCAUUUUAUGAUGGGGCUGGCUCCUGAUAAGAAGUAAAAUAGCUUCCUCAGUCAGAUAGUAUCUGUGAAUCAAGGUUGCAACUAUGGUUGCAGCUUUAACAUCUAAAUGUGUUGGGGAAAUCAGUUGCCUUGAAGUACAAAUGGAAGCACUACUUUUGCCAGUAACUUCUUUCAAAAUAAGGAUGGCUGGUUCAGGUUCAAGAAUGAUCCGCUGCUUGGGGGCAGAAUUAAUUUGCAAAUCUUUUAUGUUUCAUAUGCCACUUUGGAAAAGCUGCAAAUGUGCUGCCUGCCCCCUGCAUAUGAAUAGAUAAACCUCAAACUUUAAUAGAUUGAUGAGGGAAAAAUCACUGAUGACAGUUGAUCUUUGGGUCUAGAGUACUUUUCCCCACCCUGACUUGUAAUUUUCAUAUCCUUUGAUCCUGUUCUUUUAAAUUAUAUAUUCCUGUGUAAAGUUUUUUUAUUGGUUUGGCUAGGAAAGCUUCCUUCCAGCCUAAAUUGAGCUUCUCACCAGUUACUAAAGUGCAGUGGUGUUUCGAAAUGUGCUUCCAUCUGCUGAGCAAGACAGAAUAUUGCCCUGACAAAAUGCAUUUUUAGUGGUUACCUGGCUUUUCCAUCUAAAAAUGUGAUACUCUUUCCAUAAAUGCUACAAAGAUGUGCUGAUCCAGCUUUUGGCAGAAAGUGUGAAAUACAGUCUUCCUAAAUUGGCCUUCCUUGGAACUACAGAGAGCACUUAUGGUGGUAAAGUGUUUGUAAGGAAUUGAAUGACUCAAAAGAGAUUUCAGCCCUAGAAGUUAAACAUGCAACUCAGUAACAAACUCCAAGGAAGUUCAGCUUCAUUCCAUACAUAUAGGAAGCUCCCUUAUACCUGGUCAAACUGCCUAUGUAGCCCUAUGCUGUGUAUUCUGCUUAGAAGUAACACUCCUAUAACUCUCAUACCCAUCAAUCCUUUUUCUCACAUGCAAGCAGAUUUUAAAUGGUAGAUAUGGCCUCCAAAGCCAGUUCUUCUGAGCCUGGCCCAGGGAUGAAUUUUUUUGUUCAAGAUUCAUUCUUUUUGGUCUUUAUAUUUUCUCUCACUAAUACAUUCAGUUGGAAAAUACAAACUAGUAUACAACCUUCCCUUCCAACAAUGAUUUAUGUUAUCCUUCGUCACCUUGACUUGUCUAAAAGAGAUAAAAAAUAAUGGUGAUAAACAGACCUAUUUGAUUUAGUAGGAGAACAUAGAACCAAAGAAUUGUAGAGUUGGAAGGUAUCCUGAGAGUCAUCUCUUCCAUCUAGUGCAAUGCAGGAAUCUCAACUAAAUCAUCCCUGACAGAUGGCCAUCCAACCUCUGCUUAAGAACCUCCCAGGAAGGAGAGUCCAUCACCUCUCAUGGAAGGCUGUUCCACUGUCGAACAGCUCUUACUGUUAAAAAGUCCUUCCUGAUGUUUAGUCAGAAUCUCCUUUCUUGUAGCUUGAAUCCAUUGGUUCGGGUCUUAGUCUCUGGAGCAGGAAAAAACAAACUUGCUCCAUCUUCCAUGUGACAGCCCUUUAGAUAUUUGAAGAUGGUUAUCAUACAUCUUCUCAGUCUCCUCUUUACCAGACUAAACAUGCCCAACUUCCUCAACCAUUCCUUGAUCACGUUGGUUGCCCUCCUCUGCACACGUUCUGGCUUGUCAAUAUCCUUCAUAAACAAUUCCACUUAAUACUGUGCAUAGAAGUGAGCAGGCCAGGAUUGUCUGAAGGCUAAGCAUUCUAUUACUUUAAUUGGACUUUGGAAGACUACUGCUACUGGCUGACAGUUAAUGUCAUUUCUUUAUUACUCGCUGGCUUUCACAUAAGGAUGAGGCAUGGAUGUCUAGCACCAGUCAGGAAAAGCAUCUUUGCUAUCUGUAGAUGGCAGACUGCCAACCUGAAAGUGCCCAGUGUGUUUAAUUUACACAUGCACUAUGCAUUUAUGUAUUUAUACAUGCACUAUGACACUGUACUGGUAAUUUCAAUGUAUCUUGCAUUAUAAACUUCCCAGUAAGGUGAUGAUCUGGUGGAAAAAACUCCCAUGAUUGGCUCCACCCUCUUAGUUGUGAUAUUAUUGUACAUAUUGCAAACAUGGGAUCAGAACACUGAGACUUAAGAUUUAUAGCAGUGUGUGUCAAGGCUUUGUGUCUGGUCCUUAUAUAGUUUGCUCUUUCUCUAUAGCUUGGUUGAGUACUUUCCUGUAAGAAAGCAAAAAUAAAAAAUCGUAUACAAUGAACUAUAGCCCAAACUUAAGUUCCCAUGCUUUUUAUUCCAAAGUUGUUCUGUCCCUUUACUAUCAAAGGUACUAUCAGACAGCUCCUGCUUUAUAUUCUUUUGAAUGGAAAAUAUAUGGUUGUAUGUGAACACCUUUUUGUUUUGUCCUUCAUUAACCUUAAGCUUUUAUAUGAGUUGUCAAAAGAUACUCAUUUUGUUUUUUAAGCUCAGCUUCCUUGCCCUGUGGCAUUUCUCAGGCUCUCUUGGCAUGCACAUUUUCAUGCAAAUUAGUUUCAAUUUAAGCCCACAGUGUCUUUACUUUGGCCAGCUGUCUGCUUUCUCAAAAACUUUUCCAUUGAGUCCGCAAAUUUUAAAGAAGGUAUACUUUGAAGUGUACAGUAGAACUAAUAGCUUCUGAAAAAAAUGUUAAUAUCUCAGAAUGUUUUAAAACUCUAGAGAAUCUUCUAUUACUUGAACAAGGUGUUUUAGUGGAAACUUCUUCCAGAUUUGCAUAAAAGCCGCAGGAAAUGUAACUAUUUCAGUUGGUCCAUUUCACUCUCCUGACAUGGCUUGGUAUCAGAUGGAGAGAGAAUAGCAGAAAGGAUUCCAAAAUGUCAGAAUAGAAACAAGAGGCCAAUUCAUCUGUGAUUAAUCAUUACGCUAAAUACCUCUGAUAGGCUGUGGUCAUAAGCAGAAGGUAUUUAUUGUGCAGUGCUUGAGAACCAGUUUUCUGUGGUUAGGUUUUGAGGGAUUCAGCAGCAUUGAAAAAUGGUACAGUAGUAGUCUGCAACUCCACAUCCGCAAAGUCAAGCUUUGGCAGCCUAAAUCCCCUGAGCUCUGGCUUUUUCACAGUUCCCUGGCUGUGGAAUUUAGUUAACCUUUUUCAGUAAACUUGGCUUUGCUGCCUAAGCAGAAAUGGAAAACCACAGCAGAGCAAAAGCCCAACAGGAUGUUGUUUAGCCACAUUCUCUUGUGAGCCUGCCACUAUAACACUGAAAGGAUUGCAGAUUUCUUGCCAACCCCACACACAACGCAGCUGGCACUUCGCAUCUUCCUGAUGGAUACUUUAUUAGCCUCAUUGUAUUUUAGCUGAUUUCAGAUGACAGUCUGCUAUUUGCUAAAGUAGUGAUACUUAUCGACAAUGCCAGGGACCUAUGAUAGAGGCUUAUAUAGAACUGACAGCUUUCUUUUGUGGUUGGUUGUGGCAUUAUUCAAAUUUGUGGCAUUAUUCAAAAUGUGUAGGAGCUAGUUUAAAUUUCUUAGUGAGCAGAAGCAAACCCUUAUGAGACUACUCUAGAAGGAGGUUGUGGUGAUGUGACAUGAUCCUGAUUGAUGACUUAAUCUAGGGAAGUGUUUCUCUUCUCAGAAAGCUAGGGCUAAAAGUUAGAGCUACAACAACUGGGUUUAAAUUGUGUAUUUUUCCUCCUCAAUCUGAAUCCAUAAGGACUAUUUUAAAAAGAAAAAAAUAAUAUUUGAAACAAAGUCAGUACAGUACAUACGUUUCAGGUUACAUACGCUUCAGGUUACAGAUUCCGCUAACCCAGAAAUAGUACCUCAGGUUAAGAACUUUGCUUCAGGAUGAGAACAGAAAUCGUGCAGUGGCAGCGCGGCGGCAGCGGGAGGCCCCAUUAGUUAAAGUGGUGCUUCAGGUUAAGAACAGUUUCAGGUUAAGAACGGACCUCCAGAAGUUCUUAACUCGAUGUACCACUAUACUAAUAACCUUAGGUUUAGAGGAAUAUGUCUUAUACUCUGUUUUGUAGGGUUUGAUAAGAGUACAAGUUUGAUUUAUCAUGAAGAUGCACAUGUAACACGUUACAUUAUUUGGUGGACGGGGUCAGACUAUACGUCACAUUGAUUUAGAUAUAGGUAAUUUGCCGGUUCUAGUGAUGGUUUAUAAAUGAGCAUCUAUUAUUUAUAAGAUACUAGCCUGGUUCACACAUUGCUGACAUUCAAACCUAGAUAGAUCAGUAAAGACAGUAGCUUACUUUCUAAACUUUCCCAAACUCCCGCAAGGAGCUCAUAGUUGCUUUACUCAUGCCUGGUCCUUUACUGCUGAGCUUGAACUAAGGCAAGCUUUGGCUCAGUGCAUUAUCCAAACCCAGGCUUGCGGUUAAGUUCUCUCCAAAGUAACAGUGAGCUGUAACUAAGAACAAACUUUAGUGGUUAUUCUGGAGGGAGCUUGUCACCGAGGUGGGUUUGCAUGGUACAUGAAGAUAUACAUUCGUUUAGUUCAGGGCAGCAGCAAAAUGACUAGGGAGGUGUAAAGUAACUGUGAUCUCUUCUCCAGGAAACUGCACAUUUGUUCUAGGUCAAGGUUUGGCUUGCCGUGGUGUGCUCACCAGACCACUGUCUUUAUUGACCCAUCUAGAUUAAGCUGCUUCAUUAUGGAUGCUUCAAAUAGAUGGAAUGACAAGUAGCAAUAGUCACAUUGAUAUAAGGCGGUUGAUUUCUAGAUGCUCUUCUUUCACCAUGUCUUCAGGUAAUCAGUGUGUCAAUAAAUGCAGAACAUAUAAUGCGGAGUACUUCGGUUUUUUAUAUAUUCUGAAAAGCGACUCUUUGAAAAUUUUGCAUCACUGAAGAGGAGCUGUUCUAAAUGAAGCUUUGAUGCUUCCUUUUCUUUGUUGAGUUUGUCAGUGGUGGCUUGGGUAGGGGCACAUUUAUUCGAAAGAUCCAAUGCUGAGCUAGGGAACUUCCUACACUCAACACCAGCUGCUUUUCUGUCUUGGCGAUUCGUUUUAGCAGACUCACAGACAACGUAAAAUAAGUUCUAGAGCAACACUGAAAGAACAUUGCGCGCGCGCGCACACACACACACACACAUAUAUAUAUGUACUAAUUAAUACUGCACCAUUUCUUUUUUCCCUUUUAAGACUCAAGGGAAGCAGAUCAAAGAAAUGUAAAAACUCAAAAGAGUUUCUAUCUUCUUUGGUUUCUAUAACUCACGUUUUAUUUUGCAUAUUUCUCCCCGGCCAUUCAAUCUUGAAGAGUUUCCAUAACUGCUGGGCCAAAUAGGUCAUGCACCUGUGCAGAGCAUGUGAUAGGAAUAUUUUAGAGCUCCAGUCAUAGAGCUAGCAGUCAUUUUCCCAUUCCCUGUUGCAAGGAGAUUGAGUGGCAUGUGGAAUGUGCUGUAUUAUGCCAAGUGAAUGUAAAUAAAGCAUAACAAGAUCUAGGAUGAAAUAAAGUAAGCAUUUUAAAACUAUGAUUUAUAAACUAAUGAGGCUGAAUCAGUUAAAAGUUUUUACUGCCCUUAACACUGGUUUUGUUGCAUUUCUCAGGCAAACUGAUAUAUUGUUCAGAUCUGCCCCCCCCUUUGCAUUAGAACAAAUAAAUUGUCCAUGUGUCUGAAAAUGAGAUCUUUGGAAGUAUGGGAAUAUAUAUUCUAGAGCAAUUAGAAAGCCAAGCCUAGAUUUCCAUUUUAUAGGAUGAUUUCUUCUGAACAGUGUGGAGUUGGUGUUCAGAAGUAUUGCUUUCUUCAUUUACUGGUGGGGGGGGUGAGGAAUCCUCUGAGAUCCUCUGUUACAUUUCCUCCGUGCUGUUAUUUACAGCACUGGACAUUUGCAGCUAAUCCUUUGCAUGUGUGCGUGCGUGCGUGCGCACACACACACACAUCCCAGCAUGAGUACUGAAGAGUUCAAUUCACAAACCACUUUGCUGAUGGUUCUCUUGCCCUGGAACCUGGAACUUCCUUGCCCAAGAGCUUAUGCAUUGGCCUACAAGGGCUACUAAGACCUGCUGGAGCAGUUGAAUGAAUUCCUUUCCAGAUGCUGCAAGCUGAUUGCCUGCCCUGGGGAAACUGAGAACUCUAAUCAGAUACGGCAAAUUUGGAGCAGCUGCAGUUGCUCUCUGUCACUUGCAUCUAGCGCUAACAGAAUGUCUUAAAAACAAGGUUUAAAGUUUAAUGUUUUAAGUUUCACAGCUACUCUUUUAAAGACCACCUGCAUAUUGUAAGGCAUAUUGCUGCUGACACUGUGAUACUGAUGUUACCUUUCAGUGAUGGUUUCAAGGAACUCUGUUACUUAUCACUAACAGCAUUGUAUACUGUGAAAUGUGAGGCUCCCCCUCUCCUAUGAGUCUCAUUCUCCAUUUGUAUUAGGAGGCAGCAGGAUCAAGGAAGUUGUCGCUGUUGAUGACUGAGUACAUUGUUGAAAGCACUGUUGGUUACAUGUUAACAGAAGCAAAAGGUAACUUUCAAGGGUAGAAGCAAAGCUCUCUCUUACAUGCCCUCUCUCUAGAAAACAUAGAUGGCUUUCUUUGUUUUUGAUUUCUCCCUGCUUCCCAAGUACUUAAGUCAGAUCUCAAUAUAGCAGAUUCCUAGCAUGUGAGGUAGGUGUAUUAAACUGAGAAAUAGUAACUUGCCCAAGUCAACACUGUAGAAAUUUUGGGUGGGGUUCAGUGUGGCUCUAAGGAAUUGGUGCCAUCAGUGCAAGCAUUUCUGCUUAGUUAACAGAAUAAACCUCCCUGUGGAGCAGAUUUGGGGGUGAGGGUGGGAUAGGAUGCAGAGGAAGGAAAGUCCCAGUGCACUAGCGGGAAUCCCUGUGCACUGCAAAUUAGUGGAAUACUGCCCAUAGUGAGCAAGUGCUGCACUGCUUACUGCUUGUCCAAGUUUGAAUGUUCAUGUGUAUAAGAGGCAUAGGCAGUCUCUACAGUAGUAUACAAUACUUUCUAUUUCAUUUCUUAAAACCCCCUGGAGAUGUCCCACUAAACUUUUUGCAUUGUUCUGCCCACUUUGAGUGACAGACCUUGUCAGUUUUGUGUCAUAUAAGCAAAGUGUCAGUUCAGUUCAGAUUUUCCAUGGUGAUCUGUUGCAGUUGACGUAGCAUGUGGCCAAAAUCUUAGUUUCAGGCAAUAAGGUUUGCAACACCUUGCAAUAACUGUGAAGCAUGAUGAUAGGUAAUGAAUGCUUUCCAUAGACAUAUACGCUUAACUCUUUAUUAGUGUUGGAAAAUGUAAUUUCCACACUGCUCUGUAUGCAAAUAAUAUAUGUUAAUAACAUAUGUUUAAGUCAGACUAGAUGGAAGUUUACAUUCUGUGUCAUGAAGGCAGUGCAUUGAAUACAUUUUUAUAUAAAAUGUAUAAUGUUAAUUUGUUAAUAAUCUAACACAUAAUCAAUUGAAAUAAUACAUUAAACUUCCACUCUUCCAUUUUUUAAAAUCUUGGUGUGCUUGAUUAUAAAGUCAGUUGAGGGGGAAGGGGAGAGAAAGGGGUUAAUAGCCGCUGAGUUAUUAGGGGUGAUUUGACUACUGCUGUCAAAGAGAGCUGCCAGAAAGAUUAAUUCCAGAUUCCCAUAACAAGCCCGAGACAAACUGUUCUUGAAUGAGACACUAGGGAGAGUUUUAUCAUGUCUAAUUCAUGCUCUGGUGUAGUUACACACUCACUAAUCACAGCAGAACACAAAGAAGAUUGCCAUGAAUUAGAUCAAAACUAGAGGGCAGCUCAUAUAAUGGCUUGUGAGAGUGCUAUGAUUUACUCUGCCAAAGCAUGCAGAGGGGUGUUCUUUAGAAAUGUGCCAUUCAUCUUAUAUAAAUAUAAAUUAUCUUUCCUGGAGCAUCAGUUCUUUGUUGGGCAAUCUCCCACUAUAUAGCCUACUUCACAAGGAAGAGUAGGACAUUUUGUAGCCCUAACUGAUAUUGUACUGAGAAUGGCCUUCACUGUCCAUGUUCUUGCAUGAUUGCAGUCCAUAGACUCUGCCCUCCCAGUUGCUCAGUACUUUUGUAGUUGGUCAUAGUAAGUGUGAAUUCAAUCUAGAAAGUGCCACAUUUUGCAUCACUAAAGUAUUUUUCUACUUUAUGGUAUACAGUAAUUGAUCUGUAGAUCAUCUCAGGAGUCUUUGCUAUUGCUUUGAGUAACAUCAGGAUCCUUAACAUUUAUACAGUACGUGGUUUUUGGUGUAUAAAGCCCUGUAAAGCUUGGGACCAGGAUACCUGAAAGAUAAUUUCACCCCUUAUAUACUCAGCUAAACGUUGUGCUCUGCAGGUGAGGGCCUCUCACAGAUACCAUCUUAUCAGGAGGUCCAUUCUGCACAAUGUAAGAAUUGUGCCUUCAGGGUUGUGUCACCUACCCUUUGGCAUGCCCUCCCUUUGAAUAUUAGACAGGCACCGCUUCUGUUGCCUUUUUGGCACCUACUGAAGAUCUUUAUCUUUCGACAUGCUUUUAAAUGUGAAGUCUUUCCCAGUUUGCACUCGCAUUUGAAUUGUUUUUAGGAUUAUUUUAAUGUGUGGUAUCACUUGUGUGGCUCCUUUGGGUGGAAGGGUGGGAUAUAUAUUUAAUAGGGGUGUGUGUGAAAAUGUCUAUACCUAUUACAGCAAAGGAGGGUUUAGAGAAGGCUUUGCCGUUGGCUACCCCAGCCAUAUCAGCAUGUAAUUAAACACUUGCAUUGCAGGGACAUUGCAGGAAAUGCUGCGUGUAAAAUUGGGAUAGCCAGUGUUGAUGACCAUCGUAUCUAAAACUUUGUUCCUGUUCAAACAUAACUUUUAUUUCUUUCGUUUGUCUGGAGAGUUGAGCUUAAAGCUGAUUUAAUUUAAAUUAUGACUCUUGCCAGAGCAUGCGUAGGUUUUCUUUCCUGUCAUUCACAGUGGCUACUCAGUGGCUACUCUUUACCUUUAACUACUUAUUACCUCUUUAUAUUAAAGCAGCUGGCUAAAAAGGAUUAGAACAAAUCCAGGGUGCAUUUUUCCUUCAUGCUGAAGUACCUGAUACAAUCUCUUAUUGGAUGAGAGCAGGGAAAUUGUUGUAGGUGUUAUUUCAUAAUAUAUUAGAAUAGCAGUUGAACCCAUUCUGACACAAUCAGCUUGUUUUGAAAGGAAAAUGUCAGUAGCAAUAACUGGUGACUCCUAGAUAUAUUGUAUCGUCCUUCAACAUUGCAUAGAGUUGGGUAGACUUCCACAUGGUGCCUUGUUUCCAACAACAGCAUCUAGAGUCCCACACGGUGUUGAAAUGUUGUACAAAAAAAGCCGCCAAACAAAAGGACCAGUGGGGAUAUUAAGCGUUUUAUGCGUGUGUAGUUUGUCAAAUAGUUUCAAAGUUUGAAAGCCAAAAGGUUUUCAGUGCGUUCUUUAAAUUGUGGCAUGCCUUGUUAUAGUGGAGAGGCUGGCAGAUUCCCAUCUUUGUUUUGUAAGCCUCAGAAGUUAGUUGCAUAAUUAUUAUUACAAAAAAGAUAGCACUUGGGCUUCAGUACCACAAAGGAAGAACAUAGAGCCUGGAUUCAAUCAUCUGUUUUUAAGUUGUUCUAGAAAGGGUUGUCCAACACAAAUAUCCGUGUCCCAUUUUUCCAUGUGUUGGUAACUAUCAGGUUUGCUUUCUGUGUGUUGUGGACAGGCUUGCCUUUUAACACAGUCUGUAAACUACCGUUAAUUUGAAGCAUGUUAGAUUGCAGAUGCUUUCAUGAAUUCUUAUGCAGCUGCACUACUACCAAAUCCAUUUCCAAAUUGAUGGUGCUGAGUAUCAAACUCUUUGCUCACUGUAGUAAAAUUCAGAGCCUUUUUUUCUGGGUGUCUCUGCCAACUAAGGCAUGGUGCGUGGUGAUGAUCACCACCAGAGAGAGGUAUUGUCCUAUUUCAUAGAACGCUGUCUUUAAGGAGAUUUGUUUGGCAACCUCAUCAGUAACGCUUUGAUGCCAGUUGUGUUUCCCGUGCUUUAAAAAAGUAUUUUUAACAGCAAAGUUUUGAUGCUGCUUUUAUCUGUUAAAUUGCAUCUUUUCAUCUUUUACAUUACUGGUUAUAUUAUUAAUAGACUUGGUGUAAGAUGCUGUAUAAAAGUUAUUUAGAAAGCAGAGCACACAUUUCUAAGUAAUUAAGUGACACCUCCUCAGGCAGUCAUAGAACAGUUUUUAAAAGGGUGCCGCUAAAAUUUGAAAGACCAAAGUCUGCCACUGUCCAGCCCCUUGGAUACCUUUUAGCUGCUCUUGAGACUGUGGUGGCUGUGUGAACUAUUUUGCAGAGGAUAGUCUUCUGUUUGAAGGGCUGUCCUGUCCAUAUUUGGCUGAAAGGGACAACAGGGAUCUUGAAGUUGCACAUUGAAAGUUAGCAAACUGGAUAGCAGACAAAGCAGGUACAUGCUUACAUUCCUUCCCGAUAGGUACAUCGGUAAAACAUCUCUUUUCCUCGUUCUAAGUAAAGGAUUCUUAAACUGAAGUGGUACCUUUUUUAAACAUAUGAUUUAUUCUGGCGCCUUAAGCUGAUCUACUUUCCUUCUGAAGCUAUUUUAUAUACAACAUUUCAAAAUGUUUUAUAAAAAUUAAUAGCUUAAAAGAAGUUUAAUAUAGCAAUAUAUCAUACAAACAAAUGAUAGACAUAUUGGAACCAAAGUCUCAAAAGUAUCGCAUGCUGGGGGUUUUUAAGCAGAACAAAUUUGUGAAUUUGCUGUUCAGUAGUAUGCUUGCAAGCAUAUGUGGUGGUAUUCAGUUCCAUGAGUGGAAAUGACUUAAAACAAGGAGACUUCCGCUUCCUGCACUGGCUCGUUCCUACCUACCAAUCUACUUCAGAGGGUUGGAGGCACUCCAGACCAGAUUAUGUGUGUUAGUACAAAGUGGUUCUGCUGGAGAAGAAAAGAAAGAGUUAGACCUUUUUGUAUUAUGGAUUCGUUUUACGAAGGAGACAAUCCUGCGUAUUUUCACUUGGAUGUAAGUCCCAUGGAACUCGGUGAGACUUACUCCCAUGUCAUUGUAGUUAGGAUUGCAACCUAACCAUAUCAGAGGCACAUGAUAUUUAAACAAAGAUUAACCCAUUUUGUUUUAUUUGACCCCAGUGAGUAUGUGCCUACUUGUAAUAUUUGGUUUCUUACGAGAACUCUUUUGAUACCUGUCAGUCAUUUGGACAUUAUUUAAGUUUUGGAUAAACAUUCAGAUAUCUUAACCUCAGUAGAAAAUCCAUAAACAUUCUAUUUCUGUCAUCAGCAGUCUGGAGCUAAGGUACAAAAUCUGAUGUAGACUAAAUAAUGUUUAUUGGUCCUGUAGGGAUUAUUUCGUAACCUUUUCAUUCCAUUGUUUUAGCCCAGAGUGAAACAUUAAAAGUUCUUUUGAGAGUUUUUACUUUUCUCUGGACCUUGUAAUUCUUAAGACAAAUUAUUCAGUAGUGACCUUUAUGAUAGUGUGAUGAUGGAUUGUUUAUAAUUCUUCCUGUUAAAGCUCCUGAAAGAUUUCAGCAAGUUCUCACUUUAGAUAACUUUAGGUCUUUUAUAAAACCUAUUGUCUGAUACUCUCAUAAAUAUGGGACAUAUUUAUUAGUUCAAAGUAAGCCUAUUUAGCAAUAAGCCAUUGGGAUGUCUCACUCCCCCAGCUCUCUCUGGAAUAUCUCAACACUUUUUGUAGAUAUGUUCUGUUCCACUUCAUUCAUGAUGUGUGUCCAAAAUCUUCUAUCUUUUCCAGUUGCUUUUGGCUCUCAAUCAGUAAAAGGAGACCAUAUAAUUCACUGCCUUACAGAAUUAUACAGAGGAAUACAAUUAUUAUUUUUUUGCUUAUUACAUUUCUAUUGAAACAGUGAUAAUCAAAAUGAUUGCUUUGAAGCUUUUCCCCUUAUACAUAAUGGACAUUUUGUUCCAUACCACAACCAGCAUCAAAAAUGUACAGAAACCCUGAAUGUAUACAGUAACUUUAUUUCUCCAAGGGUUAGCAUUAUUAUUAGCAUUAUCAUUAUCAUUAUCCGAGUGAGUACCAAGCCUGACUUGGCAGAAUAUUACUCUUUUCUGCAUAAUUUUUGAAUAUUUCCAGCUGAGGUUGUUCAAUUUUAUUUUAUUAAGCAGUUUAGAUCAGUUAUUUUCAAUCUGCCAGUGUUGUACAGUGGUUAAUAUCAAACCAGGGCUAUGGAAACAAAAGUUUCCUUUUUUUAAAAAAAAAUAUAUUUAUUGAGAUUUCAAAAACAAAAAAUUACAUAAAAGACAAUGAAAAAUAUAGAAAAAAAGGAAAAAAAGAGAAAAAACAUAGAAAAUGCAAAGUAUAUAAAAAAAUAUAAAAAGAACACUUAGAAACAAAUUUAUCCUUUCAUAUCUUACAUUUCAUUUCCUUGCUUUCCUGACCUCCUCUCACCUCCCUUUUUUGUAUUCCAGUUCAAUUGGUUAAUUCAGCAAUUCCUUUCCCUCUGUUUUUGUCUUAGUCCUUUAACUUAAUAUAUUAUAGCUUUAAAUUCUCACCUAUUAACCAGCCAUUUUUUCAUACACCUUUAUGACAUUGCUGCUAGAACCACUUAAUUUCAUUCUGACAUCAUUCUAACAUUCAUUAAUUUUACAAUUUUUCUGUAAAUAGUCUUUAAAUUUCUUCCAAUCUUCUUCCACCAACUCUUCACCCUGGUCUCGGAUUCUGCCAGGGAAACAAAAGCUUCCAAUCUUCACUCUUCUGUGAAGCUUUGGCCAAACCCAUGGUUUGAAGUUGACUUAUCUUGAAACGGAGUAUAUGACUGAUCAGAUCCAGGCUCAAAUUCCCUCUCUGAUUAUCCUCUGAGAGCAUCUUGGGCUGUCCUGAAAGGAAAAGAUGGACCAGUGGGGGGAAGAGACAACAUGCAGUGUGCUUGGAAGAAGGGAAGUGUAAAAAUGUAAUAAAUAAAAACUUGCAUUCAGAUCAGGUUGAAUUAUUUUGCUCUGUCUUUGUUUUCCACGGGAGAUCUAGAACUAGAAUUUUGUAAAAGUCGGCUUUUAAAAAUCUGAAUACAGUGGAUACUCAGGUUGCGAACAUGAUCCAUGUGGGAGGCAUGUUCGCAACCCACAGCGUCGCGUCUGCGCACACAUGGGUCGUGCUUCUGCGCAAAGCACGAUUUAGUGUUUAUGCGCGAGUGCCAAAACUUGGAAGUAACCCGUUCCGGUACUUCCGGGUUUGGCGCAAUGCGCAACCAGAAAACGCGCAACCUGAAGCAUCUGUAACCCGAGGUAUGACUGUAAUAAAAGAUUUGAAUGUUAACAUAUAGUUAAGGCAACUUUUCUAACAAGAAGCCACCCUGAGCUAUGCUUUAUUAUUGAUUAUCUUUGUAUCCCACCUUCCCUUAAAAAUGCCCAAUGCAGCUAACAACAGUAAAACCCACUAUAAAUAUAACUAAGCAAAUAAGCAGUGUUCCAAUAAAAAUAUGAUCAGCGCAUCUAACAAAAGUUGCCAUUUUUGAUCAGGCUAAUUUAAAAAUUGAGGAAAGUAAAUAAGCAUGUUAAAUAUAUUCAAAGCCACACUGCUGGUCCUUUAAAAUUAAGUCUAGAACGAGGCAACUUGUGCUCUUUGUUUUCAGAGCCAAUAGGUCACAAAGCAAUGGCAUAGUUUUCUCUGAGGUCCAUAUCUUCAUAGCAGGCAGAGUGGGGUGAAGGGGACCUUCUGAGGAAGACUGGCUUUCAUUAUAUGUUCAGACUCCACCCCAAGCAGAAUUUAAAAGAUCUUUGAUACAAGAUGAGUUUACAGCUUUCUGAAAUGAAAUGUAAAUUAUUUGGAUUUGUAAGAAAUUUAUUUGGGGAAGAAGCAGUUCAGAGUCAUGCAAUAUAUAAAACUUUGAAGGAUAGGCUGAAAUUGGGGUGGAGGAUCCUAAUAUGCUUGCUAAGAAUAGAAUUUGUGUUGUGGGGGAAGUUCCUUUUGGGGAUGUUUACAGCUCAUAGAUCAGACCGCAAAAAAAUUGAGACCUUAUUGGAGGGAACUUCCUACCCCAGCAGGGCAAAAUGACAUAACGGGUCUUUUCCAGCUCUUGUUUCAGUGUUUUCUAUUAAGACUGUUUUUACACAAAGUUCACAUGGCAGUCACUGAUACUUUUUGUAAGCUUGUAAAAGCUUGUACAAAAACCAAGAAUGUUUAUAUCUGUUAUAGGCAAUACACUUCAAAAAAACUUUUAGAAGCCUGUUGUUUCAUUUCUAGUGCACAGUUCAAAUUCUUCAAAUCAACGUGCUGCACAUAUAAUAGCUGUUUUCCCUUCUUUUUCUUGGGCACAGCUUGUUAGGGUUCUCCGGAGAGCUAGUGAAAAUUGAAUAGUCCAGUGGUGUCUACCCUGCUAGAGAGAAAAGGAAAUGAGAAUUUCUACACUAUCAGAUUUCUCCCAAGAAGAGGUCAGUUUGGCAGAAACAGGAUUAAUAGCAUCGUCUUCAAAACAAUAGGGAAUCUGUCUACCUUUCUUUCACAUUGCCGUUAGCAUUUUGCCCUUUUAUACAAAACCCGUCUGUACAUGUUCUUAGAGAACAUUAAUGGUGCACAAGGAUGAAAAGUGCUCUAUUGGGUUUCUAGUAGGCUAUGUUUAUGCUAAUACUAUUAAGAAUCACUGCAUCUUAAGAAGUUAUCAGGGAAGCUGCUUAAUCGGUUUUAGGUGUCUUCUCACUCACCCACACCAGUACACCUACCAUGAUAUUGGAUUGUAUCCAGCAAUGCCACUCAGCUGAUGAGAAGGUUUAUGUCACUAGUUUGGAUCCAUUUGGAUCCAGGAGAAGUGUAGCCCUGUUAAUUCUCCUGGACCUCUUGACACCUUUCAGUAUAGCUACCAUGGUAUCCUUAUGAAAUUUAGAAAUACAGCAGUUCUCCUCCUCCAUGAAGACUGGGAGACUGCUGCUUGGUUCCAUAUCAUUUAUGCUCCACAUUUCCAUUUGUCUCCCAUGUGACUCAACAUCCAUGCAAAACUACUAAUAUCCAGAGAUGCUGUGAAGCAUGCUGCACUUAACUUGGCUGUAGCUCUCUGUGUUUGUGAUUGAUCAUGAAUACAUUGGCAAGAUAAGAUCAAACAAACCUAACAAAGUAGAGUUGGGGAUGCACUUCUAAAGGAUCAAGUUUGCAGUCUGGAAGUACUUGGAUCCUGACCUCUGUUUGGAGACCAGAGUAUUGUGGAACUGAAGGACUUUUUACCAUUUGAGUGUUGUGAGCCAUUCCUGGACAAUGAUAAGUUCCGCACAGUUAUCCAUGCUCUGCUAACCUCCAGACCAGAGUUUGUGUGACUGUAGUAUGUGUGUCCUCAUAAGAUUGAGGGCACAAGGAGAAGGGGACGACAGAGGACGAGAUGGUUGGACAGUGUUAUAGAAGCAACCAACAUGAAUUUGACGAAACUCCAGGAGGCAGUGGAAGACAGGAGUGCCUGGCGUGCUCUGGUCCAUGGGGUCACGAAGAGUCGGACACGACUAAGCGACUAAACAACAACAGUAUGUGUGACUGAGGCAGCCUGGCUACUUUUGAAGGCUGCUUAAAAGCCUGUUAGCUCAAAUUACAGCUGCUGGACUAUCAUCUGGGAUUGACCAAUGAGAGCAGGUAUUUCAAAUGGAUUUUGCCCCCAAAGUUGAUGGGCACUGCCAUUUGAAUGGUGUGCAUGUGCCACAGCUUGUGAUCAGUUAUGCAGGUCUUACUUAGGCUCCCCCUCCCCACAAUUUUUUCUUCAAGUUGUCACCCCUUCUUCCUGUCUAUCCUGGAAGAGGAUUGGGACAGGCGAAACGGUCAAGCCUGGCACUUACCUGGGUCUUGUUGAGGCUCUUACAUGUACCAUAAACUUACCAUUUAGCAUUACGUGUGAACAAAGCCACUGAGUUAAUUUUUAAAAAUGCUAUUUUAUGCAUAAAGUCUCAGUGGUGCCUUCUUGUGCAGAAAAAAAAAGUUAAGAUGAUCCUCAGUUUUAAAAUAUUUAAAUAAUUAUGUGGCUAUGCUAAUUGUGGUAGGUGGAUCUGUUUAACAUAGGAGUGCAUCUAAUGACCAAAUCACUUUUGGACUGGAUAGUUGGAUGAUUGUUUCAGCUACAUGCAUACAGACUCCCAGCAGAUCACAGCUGACGAUUUGCCACAUAUGCACACUAAGCCGUGUGACUUAACUGGAGGUGUGUGAAAAACUUUAGGCUUCACUCUGACUAGGAGAGAAUGAAAGCUAAAGGAGAAAAUGACUUUUUGAAAGGCUUCCCAGCCCCCAGUAUAAACUCUGAACUGGAAGCAACUUAACAGCUUUUUUUUUAGAGAGAGAGAGAGCUUGCCAUUUAAGAUAUUCAAGAUUUUAAUAGCAAGAGCUAGAAAAAUGACUAGGAUGCGCCAGAAAACUAAAGCAUGGGGGAAUAAAGAGGAAGUCGGAAUGAUGUCCCAGUUUAGCUAUUAGGAGGAGCCUGUGGGCUUGCAUGCUGCUGCUGCUCAGUCUUCCUUCCCUCACCUAUAAAAAUCCCCCCUUCUCUGCUCUGGGUAGCAGUAAUUGAUUGCACUGAUUCAGACAUAAAACUGAACCUUUCAAGUUCUCUAUGCAUGUAGGCAUUCCCAUGCAGACAUCCAUACGUAAUGCAUGAAUGUCAGCAGCCCGACCACUGGUGCAUCACCGUUCUGUACAGAAUUUCCCCUUUAUGGAAUGCAUGCCUGAAGGGGGCUAUCAUCUUUGUUGUUUCUGAUUCGGCUCUUUUAUUAUUUUUAUUCUGUGUGGUGCAGUCUAAACACAGUUUGUGAAAACAGAGUAGCAGAACUCACUUGCAAAGCACUCUCCUGGGGGUGGAUAAUGCCUAUCUCUGUUUAUGCAAUGAAAUCAGGGAGCAAGGGUCUGCUGUAGUACUUGGCUGCUGGGAUUCCAUUGGUGUUCCCUUUCAAGGAAAAGGCUGAAUUUAAUAAACGUUUAGGCUGGCUCAUUUUCUCCUCCUCUCUCUCUGUCUCUCUCAUAUGACGGCGCUGCCUUUGCCUUAAUGCAUUGCUGUUGAUAAUUUGGGGUUAUUUUGUUUAUGUAAUGUUAGGGCUCCUCUUCUAAGCAGCUGGCUGGAAACUGAGAUGAAGGCUGCCUUAAUUCGCUUUUAAUAAAAGAUCAAUGGGUUAUUGUGGAAAAAUAGAACACAGAUGUACACUUUACCUGAUAAAAGAAUUAAAUGUGUGUUUAACCUUUUCUGUUUGUUCUGUGCUACUGGUACUUGACCUUCUUUGUUUUUUUGAAACUAUUAUCUUUCCUCGGAGCUUUUACUUUUCAUAUUUGGCUUAGUCUGUGAAAACAAACUGUGCUGAUGCUCCUUCAUCUCAAAUACUCACCAAAUCCCUCAGAUUUUCCAAAAUAUUUAAAAAGUAAAUCUUCAGACUUAAGUUUCAUUAAAACCUUUGGCCUUGCCUUGGAACAGAAGUCCAGAGAUUGGUUUUAGCACAGAAACUUGAACACAUAGCAAGGCAGAGUGAGAAUACUUCAAUUAAGGAACCUUAUGGCAGAGUUGCAAAGCAUGCCUCCAGAAGUUUCCAAUAAAAAAUACAGCCAUGCUUUACAUUGGCCUGAAUUAAUGUCAUAUGUAAGUGUUUUGCUUUCAGUGUAUCUUUUACAAAAGGGAACUAGUGACAAGAGAAUAUGGUUGAAUUUAUUUUUGGGGUGGGGUUGGGUGCAUUUCACCACAGGAGCACAGCAGGGGAGAAGAGGGAAAACAAGGGAGCAGAGAAAUGAGCACUUUAUGCAGCCCUGCUUAAAAUAUACCUUCCUUACAAAACAAGGAUAGGCUAGUGUUAUGGUGGGUAUUAGGAACCUCUACACAGUCCCACAUUCAGUACAGUGGUACCUCAGGUUACAUACGCUUCAGGUUACAUACGCUUCAGGUUACAUGCACUUCAGGUUACAGACUCCACUAACCCAGAAAUAUUACCUUGGGUUAAGAACUUUGCUUCAGGAUGAGAACAGAAAUCGUGCAGCAGCGGCGCCGCAGCAGCAGCGGGAGGCCCCAUUAGCUAAAGUGGUGCUUCAGGUUAAGAACAGUUUCAGGUUAAGAACAGACCUCCGAAACGAAUGAAGUUCUUAACUUGAGGUACCACUCUACUGUACAACCCAAACUACAGAUAUGUUGAGGGUACUCUUACCUUUUGCCUCAGACAGAAACAUUUCCCUCUCUUACUGACUGCAUCGUGAAAUGAGAAUUAGACAGUCUCCAUCUUUGCUAACAUGUAGGCAGCAGGUAUGUUAGUCUGUUCUGUUCGAUCCUUCAACAAUUAGUAUAUCAGUACCGUUUUAAUGGAUAUUCUAGUUAUUUGUUGUUGUUGUAUUUUGUCCUUCUAAAUUGGUUUGGUUUUCCUGGUUGUGUGAAGCUAUAAAUAAAUCUAAUAAACAAAAUGAAAUACUGAGGAUACUUUGUGAGCCAUUCAAGAAAAGAGCUACUUUGCUGUGGUAUAUCACAUGUAUAGUGGGAUACACAGAUUAUGCCCAAUAACCAUGCAGAACCCAGCCAUGUUUAUUACUUAUACAUAAUGAACGGCUUCCAUAGCCAAGUGAGGGAUUGGAUGUGCCACUGUAAAUGUCCGUAGCAUGGACUCAGGUUUCUAACAGCCAUCACAUGAUGAAGCUGGUGUGAGACUAGGCCCUGAUUGGGGAGUACAUCUUUGUGAUCUGUCAAGAUGGAGAAUGGGAAAAAAGAAAAUGUGGGGCAGUAGGCUGACAGCAUUUCAAAGCAUUUUUAUCUUUGUUCAAAAGCUUAAGCCUUUACCUAUGGUGUAGGGAACAUUGUUUAUAUGCAAUAAUGAAAUUUAAUUUUGUUAGAAGUACAGUACUUUCAUGUAUAACUAGAUUUUUCUGAAACAAGGCGAAGGUUUCAUAACCCGUGGUUUGAAGUUGGUUAGUUUCCACAAACCAUUCCACAAGAUUAUCCUGUUUGCACUGACAAGCUGCAAUUAAUAAAAAGCAGAACUCCUCCUUGUGGCCAUGUUGAAGGAGAAGGGGGUGUUUUCCAAAGAAGGCUGCAACUCAUUCGCAUAACGCCAAACCAUGAUUUAUGUUGCAUGAUUUAUGUUGCAUUUAUGUUGCACCUACCCCCAGUGGGUAAAGUUGCCAUUGGUCACUUAAUUCAGCGGAAAGCACAUUUUUAUACCUUAAACAAGCCUUUCUCAACUUUGAAUCCCCAGAUGCUAUUGAACUACAACUCUCACCAUCCACAGUAAGCGUGACCAAUAAUCAGGGAUGGUGAGGUUUGUGCUCUCAACAACAUCUGGGGACCAGGUUUUGGGAAGGCUGCCUUAACAAAAACAGAGUUCUCUGUAGCAGGAUAAAAGAGCAGAGAAUAUGAUUCAGUGGUUAUCACUCUGUGUGCGUUUGUGUGUAAUAUGACAUAAAGAACUGUUAAAAGGACUUUAAUAUGUCAGAACUUGAGUAUGUUAUAUCCAGUUUGGGGGGGGUUCUAAUUUUUUUCUACCCACAUGUCAUAUGUGAGAUUAUUGUUUAAUAUCUUUUUGCAUCUAUGUGGAAUUAUCCAGUUCUGCAAGAAAAUAGUAAAGUGUUAACCUGGAGAAGAAAGUAAACAAGAUUUAUUUGUGAUAUUUAAUCCAGUAAAAAUCCUGAUGUUUUGGAAGUUGCAUAACUAUUACAGCUUCUUCAAUAUUUAUUUUUUGUUGAGUCGUCAUUCUUUUAAAAAGCCACAUUUCUAUUAAAUUUACUCAGCUUUAUCCACAGAGCUUUAACAGGAGCCAGGAGUCUGUGUAUUGUUUCAGAGUACUUGUACAUAGCACUGGGGCAGCAAUGCAUGCAUUUUUUUGAAAGUUCAAUAUACCGUAUUUUUUGCACCAUAACACUCACUUUUUUCCUCCUAGAAAGUAAGGGGAAAUGUCUGUGCGUGUUAUGGAGUGAAUGCCUACGGAUGACGGGGGGAUCUGCUGCAGUCGUGAGCAGAGGAUCCAUGGUUACAGCUUGCACCAAAAAAAUCACGCACCCACUGUUGCCUGGGGCCACAAUGGUGCAAAAACAUGGUUACAAAGCAUGGAUCCACAUGGAUCCUCAGGAUUUUUGCAUUGGGCUACCCUAAACUCACCGUCAGAUCACAUGUCUGUGGCCGCAGCAUGAACCACAAAAAUCAUACAUCCACUGUUUCGUUUAGAAUAUUUUUUUUCUUGUUUUCCUCCUCUAAAAACUAUGUGCGUGUUAUGGUCGGGUGCGUGUUAUAGAGCGAAAAAUACGGUACUUUCUUUCUUUCUUAUCUUUAAAAAACAGCCUUUCACAUUCCCUGUAUAAACUGGUCAUCAUACAGACAUUUGAUUUGUACACUAUUCACCUUCUCUUUGGGUGGCUAACCUGACUGCAGUACAAAAUAAGGGUUCUUCACAAAUUGCAACUCCGAGAAUAAUUUUCAGGAUGUUUACUAUAACUCAGAAGUGGUGAGGUGUGUGGCAAACUCAUGAUUUGAGACAAUCAUGCACCCUUUGUAGAAAUAGUGUAUUCAUGCACAAAGGUGAUGUCCAUAUUGAAGGCAGGGAGCAAUAUGUCAAGAAGCUGUAACUUUAAAUAAGUGGUGAAGCUGUGCAGUGUUAAUAUGUAAGUAAGAUAACCAAUUUCAGUGAUUCUGGAAGUAAUCUAAAUGCGGCCAGACAGUUACUCCCCCCCCCUUUACAUUAAAAAGCAUUGCAUAUUUCUUAAAUAUUUUCCUUGUAAUACAAGUGUCCCAAGAUCUCUCUGACUUUGUCUUUCUAAAAUAACUUUUGUUUCUGUUCCUAGUCCUUUAAGCUAGAAAUCAACUAGUUAGAAAUUAAGUUAGAUGAAGUACAGUGAGACUUAUUUGUUCAUUCUCAAAUUCUUGGCAUCCAUCUGUCUCGAGAGACAAUGGAGUGGUUCUCCGGGGAUGAAGUCAAACCGCUGCAGUAGCAGCAACAAAAUGACUUCUCUGGGGCUUAAGCCUGGGCAGUGUGUAUAGAGGUCCUGGGCCGCCCAGACAACAGGGCCUGCCUCUUGGCCUCACUGAUGUAGUCCUAAAGGAAACGAAUGCUACAGUGAUACCAGGUUGGUUGCAGGAGUUGCUGGAAGGAGGUAUACAAAGCACCAUCCAACUAUCUUAGCGACUCUGCUCAAGUUUUGUAUAGGGCUUUACACCUUGGCAUUUACUUUUCCUGAAGAUAUCCCACAAGGCAGCAAAGGUUUUAGGAUGAGAGUUUUCCUUCACCUAGAUGAGCUCCCUUCCCAGGUUGAAGAGCCCCGCCUGCCCCUGUUCUCAAAUUACAUUUCAGUUAGCAGUACAUCAGAUUAUUCUGUUUGAAGAAUUAUUGAGCUAGGUGCUCCAAAAGAUUAAGCAGGCAGACAAGUUUAUUUUAAUUUGCUUUGUGUAUCAACAGUUGUAUUCAUUCAGGAAAAGAGAAAAAAUGACACUGAUUGAUUAAAUUAAUGAUACAGCUAAAAUGUUAAUUGUAAAAGAUAAAAGAGUGUGAAGAGAUCUCAACCACCAAAGCUGAACAAACAUGUUUGAGAAAUAGUGUGUCCAUCUCUGGUUUUAUGGAUGGAUUAUUUUGUUUAGGAUUUUCUAUUGCUAACUAUAACUUUAUUCUGGACCUAAAAACAUUUGGAGUUUUGAUUUUUUAUUUUUAAUAACAUACCACUUACUUCUUCUCCAUUUUCUCCUAGGGCCAGUACAGACCGUCUGACUUGUUGUGUCCAGAGACAUAUAUCUGGGUACCUACUGAACAAUGUCUGCCUUCUCUUGAGCAUUCAAAAUAUUGUCGCUUCAAUCAAGACUUAAAAGCAGGUAGGUAUAUAAUUUACAUCUUUUGCAUAUACUGUAAGAUAUUAGACUAUAAAUCAGGCAUCCCCAACCUUGGCCCUCCGAAUGUUUUGGGACUGCAACUCCCAUCAUCCCUGACCACUGGUCCUGUUAGCUAGGGAUGAUGGGAGUUGUAGUCCCAAAACAUUCGGAGGGCCAAGGUUGGCCAUACCUGCUAUAAAUGCUAAACAUUUGAAUGUACAUUGUGUCUCAUGGCUAAAAUGACAUUGUUAAUAUCUUCCAUGUAUUCAUUUAUUCAGUAAUUUUAAUUGGCUAAUUCCCACUCUCAUAAAGUGCAUUUAGUUACUAAAUAGUGUACAAGUAGUCCCUUUUAAGUCAUCCAGCACACUUCAGUGUUCCAUGUCAUACAUUCACCAGAGACCAGUAUACAGAAAGUAUAGUAGUAGAGAAUCCCCACCCCCACAGAAAACACACAAAUAAGCUGACUUUUCAAUGUAAAUGGACUUUGGAUGCAUUUUUAUUCCCCAGUUUGCAUGAAUGGAGCCUCUACACAAUAGGGAUUUGUGUGUGUGAAAUAUGCUUCUUCUCUGCCACCAUUGCACUGUUCCUGAUGAAUAUUUGAACAAUCUCAUGGUAUUUUCAGUACAAUGCCGCCUAUCAUGUAAUGAUGGCUAUGAAAUGCCAUACUUGCACCCUAAAAUGUGGUCUUGGUUUGUUGUUUUGAUGUCGUCCUAGACACUGUUCUUCAGACAAAAUCUUUAAUGUCUGUGUCGAUCAUGGUACUGUGUUCUAUAUUAUUUUGGUGUAAAAACAAAUUUAAAAAUCAUGUAAACAUGAAAACACAUGUUUGACUUUGAAUAACGUUAUCCAGAAAAAUAUGAAUAUGCUACACUUCCUGCCGUCAAACCAAAGUGUUGUUUAUCAUGAAAUCUGGGUUGAGUGACACCAUGUAUAGUGAGCUCCUAUCAUGCUUCAAUUGAUAUGUAAAAUCUGGAUCUGUUAUGAAGUGAAAACACUUUUUGGCAUAGCAUUACAGAACUUGAGAGAGAAGCUUGAAAGGUAUUACAAAUUGAAAAAUGUAGUGAACGGGUUCGAGGUAGGCAAUUUUUCAAGUUGCCCUUGCCUAAGAAAGAGAAGAAAAGUGCUAUUUUAAUAGAUGUGCUUGAAAAAAACUGGGAGUAUGAGUAAACUGGUGCCCAAGAUGGCAGCAUUAUAAUAUAAGAAGGGAGGCAACUGUUGGGAUACUGCCAGGGAGACAAAGUCCAUCAUGACUCCACGUCGCCUCUGGACGAUCCAUCGAUCUCCCGUAGAUACAGUAUCAGCAAUUAGCGACACGAGCUCCAGAAAUAGCUUGCCACAUUCCAGAGCUGAUGCACGCUCUAUCAGCAGAAUUCACACAGCGAAAGAUGCACUCAGGAGAGCAUAUUUACAACUUUAUUCAGCGUUGGUCAGAACAAAGAGAAAACAUGACUGCCUGCUUCAGUGUCUCAGACACAGAGAGAGAAACAAAAGCAUAGACACAACAGAAACAUCCUGUGAACAGGAAAUACGCAGGCUGUGACACAAACAUCCUGCUCCCUUUUAAGGUGGAACGGAAAUAUCCUAACAGCAACAACAUUAGGUAAAGAAUCUUAAGUCUCGUAUGUAUGCCACUAUGAAAUGAUAAACUACAAAAAUCUGCAUCUUUGUCUGUCCUGAGUACAUCAGCCCAGACACGAUCUGAAUUCAGACUUAUGUCCUGUGGUUUAAGGAAAUUAAAACAUAGCUACAUGCUGAACAGCAGAAGGCCUGCUGUGAGCUACAGUCAUUUGAGGUUUGGGUAGCUGCUUUCUUGAAGGAAGCAGUGCUCCAUUCCAGGGCCGGUUUCCUGCAGAACACUUCCUUACAGUUGUCAGUAAAAUAAGUCCUUUAAUUAAAAUACAGUGAGUAUAAACAUCGGGCUAGACAGACAAUGGUAUGCUCUGUUUCACAUGAAAUGACUUUCCAUAACAAGACCUGUAGGUAUCAUACUGUAAUAGUUCAUAAUUGCAGCCAACUCUGAUGUCGUUUUGGUGCUUUCUAAAAACUCAGUUAUUUAUUCAGGCCUUUGCUGACUGUUAUCGCUUCGAGAUGUUUCUUGAAAACAUUUCAUAAAUGAAACAAAAUAAAUAACUGGAUACCAGUUGAUUGCAUUCAUUCAUUUUGUGGUUGCCCAGGUCUAUUGACUGCUGUUUUGUUUUAUUAUGUACUAUUAAUGUAUUUUUAACAUACGAUUGAUUUUCUUUCAUUAUAGUUACAACUGAUGAAUAUCCCAUUCCUUUAAUGGAUUUAAGCUUCUCAACCCCAAAAUUUAGAAAACGUAUUUUAAACUACUAACUAAAGAGUGUUAGGGAGAAAAAGUGAAUCUUAAAGGAAGGGAAACAGUUACUCAGAAUUGAGAUUACUGAAAGGGUUCUGGUGUUGCCGAUAUACAAAGCAACCAUACUUACAGCAUAAUCCUGACCAUGUCAGACCAAUUUUUGUUGAAGCUUCUUUAUGCCGGUGUUGUGUGUUUCUGCUGUGGAGGUUCAUCAUGCAGUUGAAUUUACUCUCCUUGUAAGGAUAAUAUAAAGGUUAUGAUGCACCAUAUGUGCAAUAAAUAAAUUAAUUCAGGGACAUUUAAGAGUUGAGUGUCUCAGAUUCCUUUGUGUCGUGUAGGUGGACCAUUCUUUCUAUGCAAGUUCCCCAAAUAGAAAAUUUAUAGUGGCUGAUUGCUACCAAUAAAAUUGAGAGAGUUUAAUGAACAAAGAUAGUUGAACUAGAUUAUUCUAUUUCCUCUAAGGCAACACAGCCUCCUAAGCUAAGGUGAAGAAGACUAAUCGCUAUUCCAUAGAGAGUGUGAAGUGUACAAACACUUCUAUAUUUGAAAAAUACCAGAGCUUUCAGUGAGCCCAAUAAGAUUGUGGUAGAUGUGAAACUUUGGGACCUUAGUUCUAGUGUAACUUUUUCUCUUGGGUUAUGUUGGCUUUAAUGAAAACUGGGAAAAUACUGUGCACUCCCUUCUUGUGUGUCUGUCUUGCUGCUUCCAAAAAAUGUUGUUUACUUGUCUCUGCAUUGUCAUGUCAUUGAUAAAUAAAGAAGCCAUGAAAGGAUGUUCCAAAUCUUUGCAUCUACAACAGAAAAUUCCCUUUUUCUUGUCGAGCCUAAUCUGGUUUCUCCGUAAAUUCGAGCUUGAAGCAAGGUCCCAUUUGGUGAUCUUAACCUUAGGGUUGUUCAAAUGAGAAGAGAUAAAGUAGGGAUAGUUAGGAACAAAAGGAAGGGGAAAAACAAUAAUUAAAAACAAUUAUCCAUUAAUAGAGUUAGAACUAUGUAUUAAUAUAACAUCUCUAUUAAGAAUAUACCGACAAUCGCAACAAAAACAGCACAGCAGCAGCCAUGUAGCUGUGACACAAAGUUUUAAAGCAUGGGUCACAGAUUGUGAAACAGACCAAUAAGUCAAUAAGUUCCAGAAAAUAAACUAUUCUAUAGAUUUAUGAGAAAUUUCAAUUUUGUUAUGAUCUCCUAGAUGUGCCUUUGCAAUAUGUGUUCUUUCUUUCCUCCCCCCACUCCAGAAAGACCAAGAUAAUUAGGCAGUUGAGAGUGAGAUUACAUAGCUAAUAAUAAUAAUAAUAAUAAUAAUAAUAAUAAUAAUAUUGCUGCAUUGUGUCACCCAGACAUGCAUCCCAGUACUUGUUAAGUUAGCAGCAAAGCAUUCAUGUUUUUAAUGCAGUCUGAUUGUAACCCUAGUGACUGAAGAAUACAUCAGUUCUAAGUAAGAAUUUUUUUUCUGAUACAGUGGUACCUCUGGUUACGUACUUAAUUCGUUCCGGAGGUCCGUUCUUAACCUGAAACUGUUCUUAACCUGAAGCACCACUUUAGCUAAUGGGGCCUCCCGCUGCGGCCAUGCCACCGCCGUGCGAUUUUUGUUCUCAUCCUGAAGCAAAGUUCUUAACCCGAGGUACUAUUUCUGGGUUAGCAGAGUCUGUAACCUGAAGUGUCAGUAACCUGAGGUACCACUGUACUGAAGAUAUUUUGCACACAUAACUUUAGUACGUAUUAGCAGUUUCCUUAUAAGGAGUGGGUGGGAAGAGCAAGCCUUUGAUUAAAGAAACAAAAGCUAUGAAAUACAUUUAUUUUCCCAUAGUUACCAUGGCGGAGCUUGUAAGGUUCUUGCUCCACAUUUUUCAGAGGGGGAGGGGUAAACUGCAUUGAUUAUUCCCAGCAACUGCUUCAGCUUAUUACAUUUUGGAACUUGCAUCUGUUUUUAAUUAACUUUAUAAACACUUGAAGGCAACUGAAGUUCAUAAUCCAGCAUGAUCCUUGAUCAUAAAGUAUGUUUAAACAGUAGAGAUAGUGCUAAUGAGCUGUAUCCAAACAAAUUUGUCAACUCCACUUCUAGCAUGAGAAGGAAAAUGCUAAUAGGUAGAUGAAAUUUUGAAUCACUGACCUUGUUAAAUAAUUCUAGUUAUGCUGCAUUUACUAGAGAGAAGAGAACACCAUUAUCUGAACCUGUUUGUUCUUCAAGCACAAAUGUUAAAUCCUGCUAAAAUCAGCUCUCCUAUAAAUGAAAUUUGGGUGGUGGCGAGGGGUGUAAGGUGGUUGUAACUUCAUAAGACCUCAAAUUCCUACCAGCUUCUCUUUCUAGAUCUAUCUUGGAAAAACAUCACAUGGAAAUAAACAUCAGCGUAAUGUCUUCAAUGUGUAUGCUUUCUCAGGAAUCGCUCCAAAAGCAUUUCUGGGGAAGCAACAGUGGAAAAAGGUCUAAAGAUCACUUUAAAAUUACAGAGCUGUACAUUCCACUGGGAUGAAAGAUGACUGAUUUCAACCUAAUACUUCUAACGUUUAUGCCUGCUUGGGGAUAAUUCUUAAGGAUUCUUGUAGAAGUAUAGAAUGUUAGAAGUAUCCCUGUGAUGCAUAUUGUGUUUUGGGAAAGGUCUGCUAUUUCUUUCUAUGUUUGGCUGAGUGCAGCAUUGGUUUGUUGGUUUGGUUUCAUUAAUUACACUGGUCAACAACAAAUCUGUUGUCUGCGUUUUUUCAGCUGAUUUAGGAUGAAUCUGAUGCGCUGAAUCCAAAAAUCACAUUGGUUUUGCUCAAUCAGGUCAAGUUUUUGAGCUAUGGCCACAUGUCUUUUUUUACAUUUUUGUUCACAUGUACGCUUGUGUGGAGCAUUUUAGAAGAAGUUGGUGGGGGUAAAAUGCCUUGUCAAAUAAUUGUUUUGAUUGGAAAUGUUUAUUUUAAUGACAAGAAGUAUUCAGGUCCGAUAGUGCUGGGUGAUUAUGUCGGAAAGGGAUCGGUUUGAAGUCAUAAAACCUCGAAAUCUUCCAUAAAUUCGUCCAGCAAAGCAUAAAGUUGGGGGAUCAAAACUAAGUUAAUGGGGCAGCUGCCCCAUGAAGUAUCCUGAUCUUCAAUCAGCACGUCGUCCUGUAGCUCAUUGUGAUGAAAUUCCAGUGCCUAUCUUCGGAGAACUUCCUGACAUUAGUGACGAAGAUGCCUCCAGUGUUGAAGGACAUGAAGAAGAAGAAGUGGUUCUGGAAGAUGAUGCUCCACAUCCAUUUUCCCAAAAGGAGUUGAAUGAUCUAGUUCGCGACCUCAGCUUGUCAAAGGACUCUGCCGAACUGUUGGCAUCCAGAUUGAAGGAAAAAAACCUCCUCUCUGACAGUGCUCGCAUCAGCUUCUUGCACAAUAGGCAUCAAGAGUACCUCCGUUUUUUCUUGGAAAAGAAGGACUUGGUGUACUGUGCAGAUAUUGCGCAGCUUCUGCUCAAGCUUGGAGUGCCACAGUACAAACCCAAAGAUUGGAGACUGUUCAUUGACAGCAGCAAGCGAUCACUGAAAUGUGUUCUGCUACACAACGGCAACCAGUUUGCCUCUAUACCCCUGGCUCACUCGAGUACACUGAAGGAGAACUAUGAAGCGGUGAAGUAUGUGCUGGAGAAAAUUGGUUAUGAUCAGCAUAAGUGGUUUAUUUGUGUUGACCUGAAGAUGGUGAACUUUUUGUUGGGACAACAGUCUGGCUUCACCAAGUACCCAUGUUUUCUGUGCAUGUGGGAUAGUAGGGACCGUGCUCAGCAUUACAGGAAGAAGGACUGGCCUGUGCGGGAGGAAUUGGUGCCUUGCAAAGAAAGGAACGUCAUCAACGACCCUCUGGUGGACAGAGACAGAAUACUCUUCCCACCGCUGCACAUCAAGCUCGGCUUAAUCAAGCAGUUCACCAAGGCUCUGGACAAGGAUGGUGACUGCUUCAUUUACUUGUGCCAGGCUUUUCCAGGCUUGACCAUGGAGAAGUUGAAAGCUGGCAUCUUUGACGGUCCUCAGAUCCGUCAGCUCAUCAGAGAUCCAGAGUUCGGAAACUCAAUGAACGAAGUGGAACUGGAAGCGUGGAAGGCAUUUGUUCUGGUAGUGAAGAACUUUCUUGGCAACAAUAAGGCCAGAAACUACGCAGAACUUGUCAACAACAUGCUGACUGCUUUCAGAAACCUGGGCUGCAACAUGAGCGUCAAGAUGCACUACCUAUUUUCACAUAUGGACCGGUUUUCUGAGAACCUGGGUUCAAUGAGUGACGAGCAGGGGGAGAGAUUCCAUCAGGACAUGAAAGAGAUGGAGACCAGGUAUCAGGGUCGCUGGGACGCAGUCAUGAUGGCUGACUACUGUUGGGCUCUGAAGAGAGACCUCCGUGCCGCUGAGCAUUCCAGGAGUUCCAAGAAACAGAAGUUCAAGCCCUGAAGUUUGAAAAAUGGUGAAGCAACAUGCAAUUUACGUGUACUUGCCUUUAUCAAUGCCCACCAUUCAGUUUACAGAAAACCUGACCUGAUGGAGAGAAACGGAUGCCAUUUCCUGAUUCAGCAGUGCAAAAAUACCCUAAAUCAGUUGUAGAAAUCUAGACAACAUUCAAAAAGUAAAAAAUUGUUGCCCAGUGUUAUAAACCAGCUAUAACAUUCUGAACCAGAGUGAUUUGAUUUAUCUGUAUGUACUUGAUCCCCCUUUUUGAAUACCUGAUUUUUAAGUGCUCUUGAUAUUUUUUUCAGAUCUAACUUCCCUUUCCUUGACGCGCCUAUUUUGGAGUGCACGGAUGAAAGGCCCGCUGCUUAUAUUAGUAGUAAAAACUGCCCAUAGAACUUACGACAAACCACUAAGCACCACUGACCACAGCAUAAUUGAAUCCAGCAGCACUAGGGAGCAUGGAAGCUCUCUUGCUUUUAAAUUUUUUGUAAGGGCAAGGAGAGAGUGAUUUGGUAUUAAAGGCCAUGAAAUCAAACGUGAGGGAAAUAAAAUUCUGGGACUCUGUCUGGAAACACAACUUGAAUGAUACAAAAUUAAUUUCUACACCUUGAAAGAGAAAGGAGAGCAGGAGAGGAUGAAACUGAGUGGUUUUCUGAAGAACAAGGUUCACGGUGCUAAAGGGUUUAAUAGUUAUGACACAGUCUUAUGAGAUGCUGCAUUGAGGCAGUGACUUCUGGGGUUGGAGGAUAAGUAUUUAUACAUGGGACAGAACAGCUUGGGACUUGGUAACAGGCUACCCUCUGCUGACAGAAGAACGACUUCUGGGCACUUGCUGUGGUGCAUCUGUGCCUUUUAUAGGGGUAGUUAGUUAACAUUAAUGGGACGCGGGUGGUGCCGUGGGUUAAACCACAGAGCCUAGGACUUGCCAAUCAGAAGGUCGGCGGUUCGAAUCCCCGCGAUGGAGAGAGCUCCCAUUGCUCGGUCCCUGCUCCUGCCAACCUAGUAGUUCGAAAGCAUGUCAAAGUGCAAGUAGAUCAAUAGGUACUGCUCUGGUGGGGAAGCUAAACGGCGUUUCCGUGCGCUGCUCUGGUUCUCCAGAUGCGGCUUAGUCAUGCAGGCCACAUGACCCGGAAGCUGUACACUGGCUCCCUCGGCCAGUAAAGCGAGAUGAGCGCUGCAACUCCAGAGUCGGUCACGACUGGACCUAAUGGUCAGGGGUCCCUUUACCUUUACCUUUAGUUAACAUUGCUUUGCCAAGGACAUGGUUGAGGAGAGGACCCGACCAAGCUACAGACUUCCCAGCAGCCAUUUCUGACAACAGUAGCAAAAUAGCUUCAGCCAUCCCUGGCUGGGAAAGCCAGAGCAAAUAUGCCCAAGUCAAAAGUAACAGGCAUGGGAAGUCAAAGUUGUUUAUCAACCAAUUGUUCUUGGCUUCCCAGGCACAGGUUUAAUUUGCAGUAGCAAUACAAAGUCACUACAGAUCAGGGAACCUGGGCAGCUGAAAGAAUAGGAAGAGAAAAUAAAGAGGUAUAGUAAGCUUGACUUUGUUGAACUAAAUCCACUGUAAGGUUGCAGGAAAGCUUCUUAGGCAGUCGGAGCAGGAACACGCCACAGUUUCUGGAUUCUGCUAAAGCAGGAACAUCCCAGAGUUUCUGGAUUCUGUCCUGAGUCAAGAAAGCUUCCUAGGAGAAAGUAAUUACAUCAUACAAUGAGUGUUCAUUUGGCCAGUCUAAUAGCAAAUAGCCUAAUAGCAAAGGCUAUUUAGCCUUGAAUUCAGUCAUAUCCUUUCUUCUACUUCGUAUUGUUGUAUAGGAACUGGAAGCCUUUUGGUUUCAAAAAUUAAAAUCUUAAUAUUUUGGAGAACAGCCUCUUCUCAUAUGUUUAUCUGAAAGAAAGACAGUGUAAUACAUUUGCCAACUGAGAACAAUAAUUGAUAUGCAGCUGCAGAAGGAAGCAGGCCAUGUCUUCAGAAUAGUACACAUGUAGCAGACCUCUCUCCACAUCAGUUGUGAGAUCACUUUCAAAAUGGUGACAUAGCUUUGAUUGACAACUAGUUCUUACAUUAUGACAUGUAUUAUAAAAUAUUUCAUAUAUUUACUAUCAUGCCUCGUGUAUGUGUUCUUAGAAGAGCAGGAGAUGUGAAUUUUUAAUAAUUGAUCUUGGUAAAAGAGAACAGAAAUGUUGGUUUAAUUCUUCUUCAGUUGAAAGACGUAUCUUGCUCUUAUGUCAUACUUUGCCUUCUUUAAACAGCAGCAGAUCCUGUUUGGUUUUUAUGCUUUCUUUAAUCCAGUCAAAGCCACCCUACUUUAAGGGUUAAAAUGAAUAAAGUGAAUGCUUUUCUCCUGUGAUUGACUUUUGGCACAGGAACAUUAGCCAGCUUCAAACUGAGUAAAUUACUUGUGCUAUUGUGGUGACAGAGGUACUUACUUACAUCUUUUAAGUUUUUACAAAGAGUAUCUAAGAUUGCUUUAGUGUUGACUAAGAGCUACACUGUAAAGGCUCUUUUUGACAGACAGCAUAAAUCAUACUUUGAUAAGUAGUUUUUUAUAGCAGAGUUUUGAUCACAAAGUUUAUUCCUAAAUUUACAUUUAUGUGGAGUACAAUCAUAAAAGACUGGAGCUAGAAAACUAUCUCAAAGUUUCCUAAUCAAUUUAUUACUUACCCUUUUAAGUACUGAACUGGAUUUGUGGAAACACACAUGUGUGCAUGCUCUCACACACGAAAAGCAUAUUUUAACUUUUGGGACCAACCAAAAAGCGUAAAAUAGCAAGCAAGCUGAGACUGGUGCUUAACAUUCAAUACCAUGAAGAAACAAUAGUGUCUUGUGGCACCUUUAAAAAAAAACCAAAAACCCCACAUUUAGCCUUUAUUUUGGCUUCAGCUUUUGUGCACCAUCCACUCCAGCACCAGUAGUGGCCAUGUACAAAAAAACAGUUGUUGAUAAUGCAUACAUCCUGCCACUAGUAAGCAAUUAACACACAAAGUGUGCUAAAAAUCCAGCGUGCUGUAAGUGUUAGCACUAAACCCUUUAAGUUCAGUGUAAGUAUCCAUUUAAGUUGGGAUAUGUUUCAGGAUGUCUGCAGAUGGGGGAAAAUGUUCCAUGUGGAGCAUUUCAGUUUGAAUCUAACCGGCUUUCUCCAAACAGACUGCCUAUAACUGCUGAUCAGCAGUUAACAGGGAGCUCCUUUGAAGGCUUGCUUCCAGUGCCUAUCAGAUCAUUGGCACCAAAAACAUGUCUCUGAACUUUUAACAGGUGUCAAUCACCUGACAUCAUUACAACAGGUCCUGCCCACCUGUCAAAAUAUCAAUCCCAAAAAAACUCUGCUGAAGAUUUUAGAGGCUUCAUUUAUUUGCAGAGUUAUGCCCAGAAUCCGAAUAGAGACAAAACUGUGAUUUGGCUGGCGAAGGAAAAAUCCCGGUUUGAUAGUUUAUUAUGCUUAUUAUAUUUGUUUAUACUAUAGCUAAGAUGGUUCUCAUUCCAGCAGAGGCUUGAUUUAUAUCUUCCUUCGAGAAGGAAAUGUGUGCAUACCUUCCAUGUUCAACUAGUGGCACAGAACUGAAGCCAGCCAUGGAGAACGUAGGCAAGUAAAACAAGGUAGAUGUACGGCAGCAUCCACUUCAGGAAAUAAACUCUGAGUCCAGGAGCAAUGUAAGGCAGAAAGGAAUGUCCCUCCAGUAUCAGGUUUCAGGGUUCAAUAAAACGAAUUAGAGUUAAAAGUAAUGAGCAGUCCUGAAAUAAAGUCUCCGUGUGGGUGUUUGUUUAAAGAUGCAGGUUGGCGCCAGAACCGUUCAGGUUACAACUAAUAUUUUGCCUAAAGGUGUUGUAAAUAUAAGUCUUCCGUUUCCUUUUAAGAAGUUAAAAACUCACUUUAUGUUUAUGUCCUAUUCUGGAGCUGAACCUGAACGUGUUUUCCUUUGCAAAUGUCACCAAUGAGAGUGUAGAACCGGAAGCAGAAGAACAGAAAAAGUAAAACCCUGACAGAGCACUGGAGAAAUAUUGGCUACACUUCAGAAGGCUUAAUGGAUUUCAGAAAGCUAUGAACAAGACAAAUCAGCAUUUGCGACUUCAGUUGUAUGUGAAACAAGUGGCAGCCAUUAUUAAUGAAGAAGUGAAUUGGAGCAUGGUGUCUCUAGACAAAAUGAAUAGAUAUUGGUCAGUGAUGCAGUGUUUAACAUAUAGGUAUCAACACUGAAGCAGAUAGUGUGAAAAUGAUCAUAAGCAGAAACUCUCUUCAGGUGUUGAUGAAGGAAUAGGUGAUGUCGGCAUUUUUAAAAAUCUGAACUCUUCAUACUGACAGAUGCAGCUUUGUGUUAAUGUCAGAGCUUUUACCACACAAUAAUGGAGCCAUUUCCGUCGCCGGGAAAAUUAUUGCAUGGUAACUUACAUACCUGAGCUACUUGAUCAUUCUCUGUAAUCAGCUUUAGCAAUAAUUCUCUCAUUUCACAUGCUAAAGCAGGGGUCAGCAAACUUUUUCAGCAGGGGGCCUGUCCACCGUCCCUCAGACCUUGUGGGGGGCCGGGCUAUAUUUGGGAGGGGGCGGAAUGAACAAAUUCCUAUGCCCCACAAAUAACCCAGAGAUGCAUUUUAAAUAAAAGGGCACAUUCUAUUCAUGUAAAAACACACUGAUUCCCGGACCAUCCACGGGCCGGAUUUAGAAGGCUAUUGGACCGGAUCCAGCCCCUGGGCCUUAGUUUGCCUACCCAUGUGCUAAAGCUUUUUUUGGUCAUCUGAAUACUAUCCCUUGCUUUUUCCUAUAGGACUAAUUGCAGUCACUAACAGUUGUCAACAGGUUUACCAUAUCCAUUGAGUCAAUCAUCCAUCUCCUGCUACCCUUCUGAGAAAAACCCCAUCCCACGCUUCACCUAUAUAUAAGGGUCUGGUGACUUCUGUUUCAGUGUAUCUGAAGAAGUGUGCAUGCACAUGAAAGCUUAUACCCAGAACAAACUUAGUUGGUCUCAAAGGUGCUACUGGACAAUUCACCCCCCCCCCCCCGACACUGUCAGACCAACACAGCUACUUACCUGGCUCUGGAACAGAAUUGGUUCCUUUUUGGAGGGGGCAAAAGAGUUACUUCAGUUAAACUGCUGUGACCCUAGUGUAGGUUUUCAACCAACGUUAAAAUAAUACUGGCUUUAAAUGUUAAGUUUUUAUGUGUCCUGGCAACAGCAUGUAGACAACACUCCAGGUGAGCUUAUUUUUCAGACAUGUAAUGCAUUUAGAGUAGACAUUUUUGUGACUCUGAGGUCUUCCUGUGUACCGUAAGCUUAUAACAAUAAAUCUUUUCUAUUGUAGUUUUGAAGGAAUGCACAAAGAUCAUGUAGUAUUGUAGCAGCCAUAUAUUCUUCCCCAGACCAUCUCAGCCAGAUGCCAAACAUGGCAAAUUAAAAACAAAAACAAAAGUGAUUUUGGAUGACUUGCAUAUGAAAACUGAUUUUAAUUUCCAUCUGCCAUUUAAAUCUCACAUAGUUUGCCUGCUGCUUGGUAGGAACAGUGAACAAGUAGAUUCUCUCUGGUAUCUGGAUUCUUGUACAUGCACAAAACUUGGAUAGGCAGAGGAACCUGAGGUGUAUUUUGUAGGGAUCCUGGUGUGAUAACUCAACUGAUGACAUUCAUUCUUGAUUUCUGAAGAGCAACCAAAAUCCACACACCUCUUUCAUCUUCAAGUGGAACUUGGACGGUUCCUUUAAAUGUUCUCCUAAUGAUACGCUUUCUAAAAACAACACUGUUGUCUUGAAUCACCAUAUCAGUAUCUAAAUAUAAGGUCUUGUGCAUUUUGAUAUUACUUCAUUUGUCAACAAAUGCUUCCUGUUCAUCUGGCCGCUGCGUUAAUACACCCAUAUUUCUUUUCUUACAGUUGAUGAAGGGAAUGUGAAGGAAUUGGGUCAGGUUCGGAUUCUGCAUAAGAGAACAGCCAUGCGUUACAGUGUGUACAAGAGGAGGAGGAAGGGGCCAAGCGAUGAAGAAAGUGUUCGACAAUAUGCAACUCUAGUGGGGCAGGCGUGUGCAGAGCGAAUGUUGCUUUUCAGAAGCUGAGGUGUCAGUUCUUGAGGUGUUCUCCAGCACUGUAUCUUAUUGCACAACUGCCUAUUGUAUGCCCUUGUGUUGAUAUGCCUAUUGAAAAUGGAGGCACUUUAUAUGAAUGAAUACACUGGCUUAUCUUAAAAGAAAAUACCCUUUUUUUCACCUUUCUGCCAAGGGUCUGGCAGAAUAUAAAGGCCCUUUGUUUUAUUUUGCUAUCAUGAUCCCUUCCUUGCAUUCUGAAAAGUGUGCAUGGUGUGAAGUACAUAAAUGGUCUGAACACAAUUUUUCCUGUAGGUCUUUGUAGUUUCCUCUUAGGGAGAAUAUUUGAAGUCACUUGGGUGCUGACAUGUAUCAAAGCUAUGGUGAAAUGUGUGUAAGUUCCACAAAUGGGAGGCUAAAAUGUGCAGUUGCAUGCUACUCUGUUCCAGAACACAGUUAAACUAUGGUGCUUGGAAUUAAGCCUGUUUCUGUCCCAGUGAAUCCAAUAGCAAAACCCAGUUUAUUCUGGCUUGUGGACUUUAUAUAAUCUGUACUAUAUGACAUACAAAGCCAUCUAACGUAAACCUAUGCACUGUAGCUUUAGAGAGUCACUGCAAUUUUUAAUUUUUGCUUUAAAGAAUGUGUAGUAGUCUUUAAAUACCAAGAAACAUGGAGGUUUGGUUUUUGUAAUUAAAUUGUUACUCUGGAAAAUAUUGGAAUUGAAGCCAAGGUUAGGUUUGUGGUCAAAUUACCAAAGAGAUUACUUUAAAUAAAACAGCAGGUUGAUGUUGUACCUUGAUGUACAUCCCACUUUUUUGUAUUUGUAAUGCCUAUUUGUGUUCAUUGCAAAAUUCUAGAAUUCCAUUUCUAUAUAUAUAUAUAAAAUCUCAUUAAAAAUGCUUUUUUUAUCUUCAAAACACAGAAGUGUCCCUACUACUGCCAUUAUAGUUGUAUAUCCGGCACUGUUGCUCUCACUCAUACUUAGGUUCUUUGUUUUAUUAAAAUUGCAAAGUACACAGCUGUAAAUGUGAACAUAUGCUUUUAAUUGGAUUGGGAACCUAAUUUUCAUAGAAAUCCUUUUAUCAAUUUCUGUGUCCGUGUCUGAUAGAACACGCUAUAAGAAUUCAGCAGUGCAUCUGAAAUUUACUUACCGGUACGUUGCUGAUUAAACAAUACUCGGUAUGACUUGC
Podarcis lilfordi (Lilford's wall lizard) is the source of this 74948-nucleotide messenger RNA. The record is from the annotation of a GenBank genome assembly. Lineage: Eukaryota; Metazoa; Chordata; Lepidosauria; Squamata; Lacertidae.